CUUUUGUGUUUCUGUUUGUGGAGGAAGGUUGUGGAACAGAUGAGCUGUGGAGCUCAAGCGAUGUCCAAGCAUGACCCAGUUUAUAAAGCGGUACAAACACGUGUUGCUGUUUUUUUAGCAUCACACACAUUUUUCAGGUUUUUGUCGUCCCUGUCCCAACUUUUAAAAACUUUUUGCUGGCUUCAAAUUUAGAAUGAGCAUUUAUUUUUGAAAAAUUAAAAAAACUUUUCAGUUUCUGCAUUUUUAACCUAUUUUCACUUAAAUAUGUCCACAUGUUUAUAUAAAAACCAUCAAAAUCUGAUUUUGUUCAGGUUUUACACAUCAUCCCCAGUCUUUUGGAUUCGGGGUUGAUUAUUCUAACCUUUCAAUCAAGACAAGAUUCUCUCAACAAGGUUUUGACUGUCACACAUACACUCAUACAUAAAUUUGGUAACUUCGCUCUGGAAAACAGUCCAAUCAGGACUUUCCCUGAGCUGACACAGCCCCAUAGUGGAGACAGACAAGAAGACGUUCAAAUUUCUCCUUAAACCUGGUGUUCAUACAGCAGGAGGUCAAAGAGGAAGACAGAGUUGAUUUUGCGAAGACAGAGCAGGUGGGGGGCGAAGGUUGAUGUGAAGCACUUGCAGAAAGUCACGACUGCUCUUGAUUGAUGACGCAACGACUGACUUCAAGAGACCGAACCUUCAGACUCGCCGUGAGUCAGUCUGAGCCGGGUAACCUCUCUGAAAAUGUGAAGAUACUAAGCAGGAGGAUGAUGUACUUACUGCAGGUGAGAGAACAGCAUCAGACAAAGAUAAUCCUUCCAGGUCGGUCACAAGGCUGUUUGAGAGGAAGGUGUUGACAGGUGUGACUUGAGGAGAUGGUGCGGGUUCAACUGGGGAGAAAAGAUGAGAAAAUAACAGGUAUCAGGAAGAUUCAAGCGUAUAUCAUCUCUCACAGAGUUUGAUUUCAUUCCCUCUGAUAGCCUGAAGAGCUGGAUGCUGUUUUUCUCAGUGAUAAUAACAAACUGCAGCAAAAUUACGUCCUUGUCCACUGACUUUGCCAAACUGUGGAUGUAUCGUCACUUUUGCACUUUCUGUGGAAGCAGAGAUGAAAACAAAAAACUCACAAUCGUCAAGGUCGAGCAGAGACAUUUCUUUCUUCUCCUUCUUGCUUUCUUUCUUGACAGGCUUCGAGGGAGGUUUGGCUUCAGCUGCCUGUGAGAAGACGAAAGAAAAGCGACAUGAAAAAGGUUCAGAAAUUUAUGUCACCAUGUGCAGCUGAAAUCCAGAGAGGCUUGGUCCAGAAGUGGGUGACGAGAACACAGAUUUAGAUUUCAUUUUCACGUGUUUUUCACCUAAAUCACAAAUUAGAGGGCGUUUUCUGUAUUCUUGAGAUGUUUCGGUUACCUUUUUUUUCUUUUUGACUUCAACCUCAGACUCCGAGUCUUCAGACUCAGACUGGCUGCUCUCAGACUCACUGUCCGCCUCGUCCUCAGACUCAGACUCUGUGUCGCUCUUGCGUUGUUUUAUCUUCCUUGUUUGUUUCCUCUCUUCUUCACUGCUCUGCUCACUGGAGGGAAAAGUAAAGUGAAGAUGAUUAAUCAGGUGUUAUCAGAAGAGAUGAGAUUAACCAUCCAAACUGUAAAUUCAGUAAAGAUAGAUAUAAACGCCUGGAAAAGGUUAGAGUUACGUAUUUCAUAUCAACAGUUCCAGAUUAUAAUCCAACACAACAAACCCAAACAUGCCGUACCUUUCGCUCUCUCGUGCAGGCUUCUUUAGUUCCUUCUUUUUCUUCUUCUUGUCCUUUUCAUCCUCAUCCUCCUCCUCCUCUUCCUCAGACUCGGAGCCCUCCUCGCUUUCCUCGCUCUCUGAUCCUGACCCGCUCUCCUCGCUGCCGCUGCCACUUUCUGAGCUGCUGGCGGAGUCGGACUCUGCAGAGGGAAAGGUCAGGAGUGUUUUGUUCAAUACAUCAGAUUUGUGCUGAAACAUUUCAUGACAUUAGUGCUUUUACUUUAUUUUACCCUUCCUAUUUAUAACUAUAAAUAAAUAUUUUUAUUGUUGACUGAAUAUAAAAAACACAAAACCGUUUGUUUAAGACUUCCAAAGCCACUCUUAGGGUAUCAGUGCAGACUCUGUGACACAAAAGUACAACAUGAAUUUAUACACUAUAUAAACUACAUUUGCAGAACAAGCUUAAAUGAAUGUCUUAUUUCAAGAUAUUAAAAGCAAAAGUAAGACCUGAAGUCUUAUUUCACGAUAUUAAAAGCAAAAGUAAGACCUGAAGUCUUUGUAAUGAGUAAAAAAAUCUACCAAAGGCAUAAAAAAUGACACUCAUUGUCGUGAUAUGUUCUGUUUGUUUAAAUUGUUUCACUUGAACUCGUGAAUUUCUCCACCUUGUCAUUGUUUUAAAAUUUUAGAUCAGUUCUCAGUGUUUUAUUUUUGUAGUAGUUGAUUCCUUGUGUUUCUAGUCUGGUUUUAUUUCCCUAGUUUUCCCUCUUUUGUUAAUCAUGCAUGAGUUUCACCUGUGUCUCGUCUGCCUCACCUGUUGCUCGUUUCCCAGUGUGUAUAAAGUCCCGAUCUUCCCCUCUGAAUCCCUGGUUUCCUUGUGUUUUUUUUCCUCAGUGUCUUUUGUUGGAUUUUCCCUUUGGGUUUUUUUGGUUGGACAUUUUAAAGUAAGUUUUGUUUAGUUCUUUUAAUAAAUCCUUUUUUUUUGUCUGCAUUUUUGGGUCCUUUUCCUUUGUUUACCCCUCCCUCAUGACACUCAUCUGGACACAUCAGGUAAUUUAACCCUGAUGAGACAUUUUUACUCAAUUUUAAAGUAGCCAUUUUUUCAAAAAGCCAUUAUGCAAACCCUGAUUAUGUGACAACUGCCUUUUUCAGAUGUAUUUUCACACACACACUCAAAAAAGUCGUUGUAUUGGGGUACAUGAUGUUUUGGACAAUAAAUCCCAUCACAUGUAUGUUUUGCUGUGAGUAUUUACACUGGCAAGACUAAAAGAUUUUUUAUCACCAUCAUCAUGCUGUGAAUGUCUCUCCUGACACCCAACCUUCUGCAGCAGCUACAGGCUUCAAAUUCAUAAUUUAGAGGAUGUCAGUCCUUUUGCUGGUGAUCUUAAAUCUGCUUCACCACUAUUCAAAAAACUCCCCCAAGGGUUUUAAGUUGAUAGACGGACUUACACAUUACUUUUUUUGACCUUUCACCAACAAUAAUCAUGAAUGAAACCACAUACACGUCACUACUAUGACAAAAAGUACAACAAAGCACAGACAGCAGCCCCAAAGUUACCACUAUCAGCUGACUCGGUCGGCCCUGACUCGCCCUCUGAGUCUGAGUAAAACGGCUUUUCCACCUUCUUCUCCUUCCUCUUCUCCCGGCUGCUGCAUUUGGUCCAUUCAGGCACCUGACAGGAGAAGCAGAGUUCAAACAGUAAACCUUCAGCUCCGCCUCAGUCACAGAUGAAAAAAAAAACCCUCAGACAGCAGCAGAGACGUGGGCAGAUUACAGUAGCAUGGCCAUGAAUGCCUCUGCCUGGGCGUGAUGCAGCCAAAUAAAGCCAGCGGUCAGAUCUGCUUUUAGAUCUGACGGUCAGACAACAGAUUCAGUACAGACAGUAACGCUUGCAGGAAGCUUUCCUUUCUUUUUUAAACAGAUAAAUGUCAGCACCAGGGGAUGCCUUCAUGACCAGUUGCAGAAAUGGCCUUUCUUUGAAUACAGGGAGCAGUUCCAUUAAGAGAAGUGAUGUCUUCGAGGAGCCGUGACCAUCCUCUCACACUCUCAAAAAAGCAGGCCAUCUGUCUCGCUCCUCCACGCUCAUUAGCUAAAACCAUCAGCUAAUGAGUGUGGACAUCUCCAACCCCAUUUAAAACCCACAGGGGCUGCUAAUGCAUCUCGACGUGUCAGAGGAGCUCACGUCCUGCUAAAAGAAUCACUUCUUUAAUGGGAGAGACCGAGGAAGAGGGUGCUGUGUUUCAGGUAGCUUUGGCUGAGCUAAGCACAGAACAGCGACUACGUUAGGCAGGGGUGUCAAAAAGCACUCGGGAGGGGGGUUUUUGCCGUUAUGUGGGUGUUGAGGCUAAAGGAGUUGGGCUCUUUGCCGCUAACUGACUCACACUCGUUAAUGUUGUGACUCUUUCAAGCAGCGUAAAAACCUGGCAGAUGUAGAAAAGAAAAAGAUUGGGAUGGAGGUGAGAAAAGGAAAAAAGAAGGGGAGAUUUUUAGAAAUAACGUCAGGAAAGCAAGAGAAACAGGCACAGGAAGGUUUCUGGGUCUAAAAAGAAGACGUGUGAGAACAGUUUGUGAUAACACAGAGACAAAAAUAAACCCCAAAUAUCAUCAUAGUACACUUUGCUUUUUUUUAACCAUAACAUCAGGCAACUAAAUAGCUUGUAAAGUGUUUUAAAAGAGUACACUCCAAUAUAACUUAAAUAUAUUCUUGAAUAUAUACUUAAAUCAAGAAAUAAAAAAGCAAAAAUUUACGUUCACUCGUAACUUAAACGUCAACAAAAUUCACAACAAUGCAUUUCGUAUAAAUGUCUCCAUCAGUGACAAAGCAGGAUGUGGAUCAAAAUGAGGUGGAUGAGGGUGGAUCAGGUGAGAGGUGAGAGAGGGGGAGAAGCAGUCAUGGAGUAAAAAAGUCACAUCACUCAGUAUCGCACAACAACAACAUUUGUGACACUUGAACUCGCUGUGCCACAAAUUUCAUGGGAGACCAAAAAGGUGCAGGAAAAGAAAAACGUUUCGAACUCAGCCGCUGAAUCAUCUCAAGGAUUAUAAGCUGGUUGUGCUGGAGCUUUCGGCGAUGUCUGGAGUAAUGAUUGCUCUGUGUGAAGGUUUAAAGUCUGUCUUCAAACUUAAAGAAUAUCAGCCAGUUAACAAACCCUGAGAGGAGAUUGUGAAUUUGAGUUUUUCCUAACAUAAGAAUGAAACUCUUCUUUCAAGGCCUGAUCCACAAAUUGAUGGCUCGGCUUCUGCACCUGCUAAACCUGCAAUAAUGAGCCGAAAAGACUGAUUCACAAAAGGUUGAAUGCUGAUGAGCAAACAGCGUUUCUGUGCAUCAGUGCGUAUGUUUUGUAGAUUAAAAAGAGCCAUUAUGCAUUUAUUCAGAGCUAAAUAGACCCCCUGUCUGUGCGAAUGAACGCCUAAUUUACAAACACCGCCUCUAACAGCAGCACACAGUCAAAAGUGAAUUUCUUCCCAUCGGCUGAAAAGAGUGGUAAUUGAGCCGAGUAUUUAUAAGCGUUUUUAUGUUCAAACUCCUCACUGAUUAAGACAAAAACCUCCGGAUGAACUGAAACGAUAUAUGUGUACACAAACAUGUCUUUGGCUCAGCUCAGGAAAUACAGGCUCACCUCACAGUGGGGUGGGUUUUCACUCCAGAACUGAACAGUAAAUAAACUCUUAAGUUUAACUCGUAAGAAAUUAAAUUUGAUCUUAAAGAAUAAGGUGUAUGGCUGAAACUUUUAACUGUACAUUAAACAUGGAAUCAACCUUUAGUUUGUGAAUUUUUACUCUGAAGCCUCAAGUUCAACAUUUUAGUCUCUGCCAUCUUGUUUUUCCUAGAAGUGAUCAUAUUAGACAAAAAGGUAAACGCUCCAACAUCUAUCCAAGUUGAAAGGUCACCAUAGGAGUCCAACAAAUUCAUACCCUGAGUACACCCUGCAUUAUUAACCGUUUUCCUUUAAAUGAGAUCAUAAUUCACAAAAUAAACAUGAAACUGUGUUUGAGAACACUUGAAAACAUGUUUUUUUUAGGCUACUAGUGGGCGACUUCACCGGUCUCACAAAGAAAUAGGAUAAAGACUCCUCUCCUCUCCUCUCCUCUCUUCUCCUCUCAUUUACUCUCCUCUCCUCUCCUCUCUCAUUGCCCUGUUGAAUUUGUUGUCAACAUUGCUGCUUCUCCAACACAACAUGGUGCUCCUCAUUCAGGGAAAAUAAGUGACAAAUAAGGGUUUGUCUACUAUUUCCUUCACCAGAUAUGAUCACUUCUGUCUUCAGAUAAAGAAGAUAACAACAACUAAACUGCAGAACUGAAUCCUCACAAAAGUAUUUCACAAACUGAAAGUUGAUGAACAGUCUAGUCAACAGAUCACGUUCCCGUAUGAAACACAGUUGAGAGAAAAGCUCCAGGACAAGCAGCUAAAAAGACCUUGUUUAGAGAUUAUGGACUUUUGUUUUCAAGAGAAAGACUUUACAGUCCAGCUUAAGUCUUCUAAUCCUCUGAACUGCUGUAAUUUGGCAUUUAAUUGAGCUUUUCUUCCAGUCUUACUUUAUGACUUCAUUUCUUUCCUUUAAAGAGGACGAAGAAUAAUCUCUUUCCACUUGAGUCAAAACAGCUGCCAUCUUUAUCCUCUAAAAAUCCACACUGAUUCAGAUUGAAGUCUCAUUAAUCUUAAUUUGUCACUUUGAUCAUCUUCUGUUUCAACAGGAUGACAACCAGAACGGGACACUAAGAGGAAAGAGAGAGUAAUCAUCAAAACAAACACCACCGCACUCCCAAACCCAGGAGGAGGAGGAGGAGGAGGAGGAGGGGGCACCUCUCGCCAGUCUCCUAGCAAGCCGAUCCGCCCCUCGCCGGUGGUUAUGACCUCCUCUAUCUGUGGAGACGCAUAAUGUGCAGAGUGAGAGCCUGUCAGAGAGGUCAGCGCUUCAGAGGAUCCAGUGACCCUCUGAGCGGCUUCAGCCUCAACAUCAGAGGAUGUAAACGGACUCACAUCAGGUUUCUCUCCACCGUCAGUAAAGGACCAUACCGAAGAAUCCUGCUCAUUCUUCCUCUUAAACAUUAUUGUGACUGAAUUUCAAAGAUUAUUCAAAGUUUUUGGACUGAUUCACAGCUUUCCACGCCCUCCAUUGUUUUUGUUUUUUUUCUGUUGUAUACACAUUUGAUAGCAACCUGUACUGAUCUGAGAACAGCCUGUAAUCCCACGAUCCUUAUGGAGGAGUGCAGCUAAUGUGUGAGACGUAAUCAUGCUGCUUGCUAGGGCUGGGCGAUAAAACAAUAAUUAUAUAUAUCAAAAAUUAAUUUCCCUAGAUAUCGAUAUGAAACAUAGUCAAUAUGCUUUUCGAUAGCCGGCAUUCUGCCAUAUUUCGGUAGACCAUAUGGAUAGCCAAUGAAAAGGGGAGUUGCUCCAGGUUUGGGCUGAACUGAUCAAUCAGUUUGCGUUCUCUCGCACAACGCCUGACGACAAAACGUCGAAGAGACACAGAGACCUAACAGAUGCAAUAGCUUAUUGUAUUGCAAAAGAAAUGUUACCAAUAAGCGUAACAAGGAAUAUUUAAGAUUGACAAGUGAUUUUAUUUUAAAAUCGUGAUAAAUUUCGAUAUCGACUGAUAUGAAAAAAAAUAUUGUCGCCCAGCCCUACUGCUUUCUGAAUCAAUCCCUUAAAUGUAGAUGUAAAUCUGCACUCACAUAAAUCUAUACAUCUUCAUCUUAAAUUCAGACUAUUUCUCACUGAGAAAUCCAGUUACCCUGACUCUCUACAUGACCUAUCGGUUAUUAAUGAUAUAAAAUGUAAUUCCAGCUUGAAAACUAAAAGCCAAAAUCAAAACACAGUAUCUUGUCAGUUCAAAAGUUCAUCUUGCAGUAAAUUUAUAUUUGCAAGACCUUUUAAUUUCAUCUCAAGCUGAUGUUAUUUGAUUCUCUCUAACCCCAUUAAGAGAGGGGCUUGUGGGGAUUUGAGGUUUGGUAUCAUGAAUCAUAGGAUAGUUAUUAAGUUAAUGUCAGAGGGUCUUUGAAUGCAGCAUCCUCGCAUCUGCAUCAACUCAUAAUCGCGUCGUGUCUGUGUGCGCAUGGAGCAAAACUCCAGCUAAAGCAUGAAAUCGUUCACUGUGAUGGAUCAGCUCUCUAAAGCAAGCAUCCAUUCUCUGUAAACAAAACAAAUAUCAGGCUGGAAGGCUGGGAAUCGAAUUUCACGUUAAUUAAAUGCUCUGAAAAGGGCUGGAAAACAGACGACACUAAUGUGACUUAUCCAGCCAGCUGAAUCUCCCGGUAUGGUCUCUUGAGUGCUCAUCUCCCGAAAAUUCAAUAUACAUGUUUCGAGUAUAAACUGCAAUGCACCUGUGGCCUCAUCCUGAAAUCUGCUUCACAGGUAAACAAUAAGCUAACAAUAAGUAUGGGACAUUGAGCUGUGAGCUAAAAAUAAAUCUACACUAAAGAAGCAAUAAUCAAUAAAGAAGACAACAAAACCAAGUCUUGAGGUCACUCCUUGAAUUGAAAAUCAAGUGAUUUUGUGAUUGGGGUCUUGAUUUUAGCGCAAAAGUGACUGACUCAAGUUUUGAUUUCGUGUCUUUAAUCAGAUCACAUUGUUAGUUAUGAACCGAUGGCACAUGGAGGUAAUGGCGAGGAUGGGGAAGGGUCUGAGAGGUUGGGAUGUUGCUCUGCACUGUGAUCUCUUGAAACACUCAGGUCAAAUUCAAUCCUUCAGCGGAGUAUUACUGAAGUGUCUGCUUGGAAAUUUGCAAAUCACUCAUAUAAAAAAAGUAGAAAAUAACUAUUGGAAACAUCCUUUCAAAAUAAAGGUCUAAUUUUGGAUGUUAAUUCACUGUAAGCACACUGUUGAUAGAAAAUACGUCAAAAUCUGGGGCUGUAGCUCCCGGAUCUGCUCUCUUUGGUAUGACAUGUGCUAUUGGCUCAAACACUUCAGAGGAUAAACCUGGACGGGGCGAGUCAGCUGCUGCCAACAGCAGCAGGUGCAGCAGAGAGGGUGAGGAGUUCACUGUAAGUUUUCACUGUGGACUAGAAGUUUUUUUAAAAAAGACUAUAAUCCUCUUUUUUCCAUUUGUAACUCAUCACCUCUACAGGGGGGAAGAGUUUUUGACAAGCAGCAUCCAUUUGAAAACUGAUGGGAGCCAAAAAAGGAUGCAUGUUAGCGAUGAGCUGUUAAUGCUAAUGAGCUGUAUGUCAAUGACGGAUGGCCAAUGAAAAGAGGAAUCAAUGUUAUAUUGGAGUUAAUGUUAUAUUGGAUGUGAAGCUUUGGUGACUCUGUCCGGCCCCUCUGAGGCACUGCACUGGGGCAGGAGCAAACGCCGCUCCCCUCCACCUUUCGGGGCCCCGGGAGACCCCAGAGGGCCCCUGUGUCUCUGUAUGUUACUGUUCCCACUGCACGCACAGACUCCUUCACCUCCACGUUGCGCACGGAGGGGUCUGGGGCGGCUUCAGGCCAGUCAGGCAACUCCUGGUAGCCACCGGCCUUGGCGUUCAGCAGGUGGGACAAUGAACCCAACUGGAAGUGGUCUCGAUCUGCAACAAGACAGGAGAAAGGGAAUCUAGAGGGCGAAUUCUAACAUCUUCCUUUUUAAGCUACAAUUCCUGUCAUUUUGGGGGCUUCAAGUGUUGGAGUAAAAUCGACUCAUGGAAUAAUUCAGUAAGCUAUGGGCUUUAUUUUGGUAAAGCAGCCUGCUGGUAGCCUGAUAAUUAGCAUAGGAUGACCAUAUUCUGACUUCCCAAAAAGAGGACACGACUAUGCGGAGUCAAGAAGUCACACAAAGUUAAAUUUGAGAGUUUUUUACGUGCUUCUAAAGAUCCUUACACACCGGGAAUGACGCAAAUAUACAACGCGAAAUUAUGAAAUAUUCUGAGGCGAAUUUUAACACGCCUGACUAUUUUGCGACUUUCCUGGGUGAAAAAAGACGUGUCCCGGGUGGAAGCGAGAAGACUAACACAACACUAGACUGACUGUUUUCAGUUCUGUUCUGUUCAGUUCAGUUUUCAGUAAGUCCACGUGACACAAAAUCAAAAAUUACAUACAAAACUGCGGACAUUUGAAGGAUUUUAUAAACUUCCCCGAACAAACCCGGACAGCCCCCAAAAAAGAGGACAUAUCCGGGUAAAAGAGGACGUAUGGUCACCCUAAAUUAGCAUGAAGCACCAAAGUCUUACAGAUGACUAUCACCCUGUUAUACAGAUUUUAAGAAAAACUAAAAAGAUGACGUCCAGGUUGUACUGUACCUUUAAAUGGAGACUCGAGGAUGGGUGCAGGUUUGAGGGCGAGGAACAGUUUCUUUGCGUACUUGCUUAAAGCCCCGCUCUUCUCGGUGGGAACAAUAAGCUGGCGAAUGAAGCGAGCUCGGUCACGUAUGUCAUAGUUCUGGUCGUACUUGGCCAAGUUGAGAACGUACUGCGUCAACAGUUUGGUCUGUGAAAGGAAGAAAGAAGACCCUUUAAAUCAGGAGUCUUAAAGGAGAGUUCCUCCUGAGUGACAGGUCAUGUCUUCAUAUCUGUGCGGCUGUUUGUAGAGGAGAGAGCUAAUAGUCAACAAGUCAAACCGAUGUUAAUGAGACGUGGGAACACUACUUGAGUAGAUAGUUGGCUAAUGAAGUAUCACUAGGGGGUAGUAGGCGUCAAACCUGCAUUUUCAAGCACUGAUUAGAUGUUGCCAAGUAGUCACAAAGGUAAUUUAGAGGCUUGUAAUGAUGCUGUAGAUCGUUGCUUCGGUGCCUCUCUGUGUUAGGCUAAAUGGGUGGGUUGCUGCGUCGUUUUAAUCAUGUCCUGACUGGUGAGUGGAAUAAUGCUUUGCUAAAAGUUGACGCCUAUUCUCUGUCGUCUACUGUGAUAAGUUUGGAUAUAGAACUUCUACAUGAAAAAGAGUAUUUAUGUGUGUGUUUUUUUCACUAAUGUUAUAAAUUUGAAUUCUUUUUCAACCACUGUGUGCUGAACUGGUAACGGUAAUGCAUGGGAUGGAGAUAGGCCCCCACCUUUGUUGAUAAUCAAAUGAAAUGAAAGCAUCAUACCUGUUUAGAGUUCGUGAGAUAGAGUUUGGCUGCCAAAUUGAUUAUUUGAAGCUUGACUAUGUCCUCUUCGUUAGUGAACGACUUCGCCAUCUUCCUCAGGACAUCUGGGGCGAUCUUCGGUACGUGCUCACAGUAUUCUCCAAUCAGCCACAGGAUACUGGCCCGCGCCAUCGGGACCUAAAAACAGAAAAUUACAUUAAAUUAAAGAGGUCAUGUGCUUCUGUAACGUUACCAAAGAAAGGGUUUAACACUCAUAAAACUCAAUACUGGUUUUGUAUUAUACAGUAAGAUUUAUACAGAGAUUUGAGGAAGAGGCGCUCACCUGGAUGUUGUCUGUCAGCUUUGCCAUGUGCUUUAUAAUGUCGCUGUGCUUUUCUGGCUGCAUCUGUAGAAGCUUCUUAAUAACCACCACAGACUCAGCUACAACCAGCUCUGUAAAAAGAAACAAAAAGUCACUCUCUGAAAUAACAAAUGAUCUUUUCAGCAAGUCUUCUUCAUCUUCAUCCUACAUUCAGUUACUAAAAUGAUUUGUGUUCAAAAGAUUCUCAUUCAAUCUCUUAAAAAAAUGAUGCUUUUUUCUGGUAGUCUGACUGUGCUAAAAUGGCUUAUAAGAUAUUAACAAAGAUUCAGCCACAACAGAAACUCAUUCUCAUUCUUCUUUAAAUUUAUAUCCCUCCAAGUUUCAUCUUUUGUUCCACAAACUAAAACUCACCAUCACGGUUGGAAAGGAGCUGCACCAGACCGUUCAGGCACGUGUCCCUCACCUCACCGAUGUUGGUUGCACAUCGGCCAAUAGCUUGGAUUGUUGCCGCCACAAAAUCUUUAUCCAUGCUUUUAAUGUACGUCUGCAGGAAAGAGAUGAUUGCUCAGUUAUAAAAGAUAAAUCCUGUGUAACUAUCAUGAGAAAGUUUGUCUGGUUGUGCUUCCCUUUACCUGAAACUCUCUGAGGAUGGUGGAAAUGUUUGUCUCGUUGGCCAGAUUGGUGAGGACCUCCAACUGCACGAAACAAGAGGGAACUUUUUAUAACACUGAAAUAACUGCAAUGCAGCAGAACCUGUAGAAAGAGACUUACAUGCUCAUAUUGAUGUCUACUUUUUGGAACUAGCUUCACUCUAAUUCAAUAGGAAUUGAUUCAGCACGACAAAGGUACAACAUCCUUUGACUGAGUUUUAAACAUUGUUACUUUUGACAGAAGUAAGUGGAUUUAAAAUGAUCGAGGACAGGCAGAAGAUGUCACCAAUGUAAAUCAGUGUUGAGAAAAUCAAUGUGAGUCAAAGCUGGAAUAAAAGAGAAAAGCAAAGGACCUUGAGGACUUUUAUCUGAGUCGGGUCUGUGGAGCGGAUGUAGAAGCUCUUCAGGUACGGUUCAAACAUCCCCUGAGAAAAAUGAAGACAGAGGAGUCAAAAACCUGAAGAAACUCUGCAGCUCAGUCAACUUUUCAAAAUAAAGAUCCUCAAACCAGAAUGUGUCGCUCACCCGUCUCUUGAUUGUCAUUGUUGCCACAUUCUGAAGGACGACAAACUGGACUUCACUGCGAGAAGAGACGGAAAUAAAAGGAACUGAUUAAGAAAAACAUUUAAAAGGAAACCUAAUUCAAUGAUGGGUCAAUAAAGUUUUAAUUGCUUUACAUUCCUGUCUGCUGAACCUAAGACCUUUUCUAAUGCUAAACCCUUGAGAGCAAAAGACAACCGAACGGUUCAAAUCAGGAGCAGUUUACUUACAUGUUACUUCUUACAUGUUAGCUGCGUCAGUAAUACUGUAAUUAACCAAAACUAAUAAACCUUUGAACCUGUCAAUGGGUUGCAAGACAAGAGCAAAAGAAAUUUGGGUGGUUUUGACUUGUACAAAUAGAUCCGAACUGUCCUGGUCCAGAAAGUCUUUUAAAAAGCAUAAUCAGUUUGUGUUAUAUCUGUACAUAAAAAUUUGAUGUCCACAAUUUCUUCUCAUGUUUUAGAUUUGUUUGACUUCUGAGACAAAGAAGACUUUAUAUUUAUUUUUAUAACUGCAAAUGAGCUAAACAGAUUUUAAAGGUUAAAGGUACAGUGUGUAGUAUUUGGAAAAAUUGGGUAGAACAGACUUGGUGAAAAUUGAAAGUAACAAUAACAUUAUUAUUAUUAUUAUUGUUGUUGUUGUUGUUGUUGUUGUUGUUAUUGUUAUUGUUAUUGUUGUUGUUGUUGUUUCAUAAUGCAUCAGAUUUUAUAGCACUUAUUACAGACCCUCAAAGUGCUUCACAUCGACAGCUACAAUAAAGAGGGUCUCCUUCUGCAGAGGCUGCCAUCUUGUACUGCCAUGUUUAUGCAGCAGCACAGAGUAGCAUUUGCAUUUCUGUAUUUAUUGAGUGGGUAUGUAAGGUACACUGGUUUGGAAUAUAAAGAAGAUUUUGUGCAUAAAAGAAUUUUGUCUGGAUUGAUGUUUCCGAUGGUAAAAACUUGACAAAUGGGGCAUCAAACUUUAUAUCCAUCACAGUGGCUUCUUGUCCUCGAAGGCCACCGUCACUCCACUGAGGGAACAUUUCAAUGUCGAAUCUGACUGCCAGUUAUCCCCAAAUAUAUUCCCAUUUCUACAUUUUUUUACUCUAAAUUAUAACAGUGUAAAACUUUUAGAGCCCCUCUGGUGACUGGCUGCAGUAAAGGAGAUACAGCUCAUUAACAUGAGCCAUACUAGGAAAAUAGAGGGUGUGGUGUAGUGAUUGACAGCUCUGUUGACGAAUGUCGGCUUUUGCAGCACUCUGUUUCGGAUUAACACAAUAGAGGGGGAGCAGGGAGAGAAAACACAACAAACACAAACACAAGAGUCUCUAAACUUUCAAUAACUAUGAGUGUGCUCUUCAUCGACACUAGACUCUGUUCUGCUGAGUGUGCUGACUUGUGAGGAAUCUACUGUAAAAGUUAAAUGAGCGUUUUAGUGAGCUGAUGGGGCGGGACUUCAAUCCCUCAUCUUUUUCAGACAGAUUGCUUCUGCACAUGCCUCAGCUCCAAAAUCCGUGGGGAUGGAGGUGUUGGAAUAAUAACAAUUAUAAUAGCUUUUACAGGUUUUAUGCAGUCAGCCAACAAUGCCAAAAAAUAGCCCAGGGAGUAAAGCUUCAGAUUUUCCACUCGUGAAGCUAGUAACCAAAGGACAAUACACCUAAAUUUGGCUGUGAAUUUCUGAAUCUUGGGAAUGUGUUAGCAGAUGUUCUUCAGCCUUUAAAAUGGUUUUAUAAACAAAGAAGACCUUCCUUUAAUAUUUUACUUUGAGUUGUUAUGAUUCAGCAAAGCCACCGCUGACUCUGUCCUAAUAAACAGAUCUGAUGAAACGUAUCUUACAGUACAAUGGAUUUCUGACCCCGUCCCCUGCAGAGGGUUGCUGCUGUUUGGAAGCUGCUGAAUGAUGAUCCCAUUACAAACACACCCAGAGCCACAGGAGUACUUGUUCAAUAAGGAGCUGACAGUUUUCAGGACUAACAACCGUGAGGCCGCUGAUGUGUCACCAUCACUCCUCAUGCUUUAUGCCUCCAUGUUUACCUCAGUCUCACUCAGCUCUCUGUUUAAUUUCACUCUCUGCUCCGGGGCUGGAGAGAUUUAUUUUACUACCCGCACUUAUCCUUUUUUUUGUAUUUCUGUUUUCCACUUUGCCGAGUUUCAUGGUUAUUAUAGCUUUCUCUUAUCAAAUUCAGCCUUGCCUUUCUGCACUCUCGCUUUCUUUUUCGUCUCUUUUCUUUUCAAGUGAAAUUCUUAUUAUUUCCACCCUCAACUUGGUUCUCAGACAUAUAAACAAAUUGAAACGGCACAUACAGAUUCGUUUUAAAAUACCAUCCCAGAGUAAUGAAUUAUGAAACAUCAAUUUAUAUCAAAUAUGAGCCACUACCACUCACCUGUGGCUCCUGAGGAGACGCACAAGGGCUUUGGCGAUCACUCCGACCUCUGCUUUCGGGGCGAGAUGAAAAUACAGCUGAGCCACGGCCAUCACCACCUGAAGGAAGAAAACAAAAGCAAAGGAUUGCAUAGUAAAUAUGAGCAAUAAUGAUGGUGUUUACAGGCACUUAGGUAAGAUGUACGCACAAACAAAGCCUCCUCAUGAAUGUUUAAUAUGAGCACCUAUGAAGUGAAGAUGUUUGUGCAAAGACCUAAUAUAGACAAAGAGUCUAUAUUAAUGCCAUGGGAAUAAUACAAAAGCAACCUAGCAAGUCUAAUGUUUGUGCUAAUACUUUCCUUGCUUUUAACGCUCAUGUAACUGGCAUUUAAAAAACUAGACUGUAGUAUAUUCUGUGUAUUUCUAAGACUCCGACAUUAAAUGCACCACUGCUUCACUUUGUUUGAGUGAAUGCAGAUUUGGACUGGCCCUGAUUUAUUCUGCCGCUGUGCUGGAUGUGCAUGAAAGAGCUGAAGAGAUAAUCUGUCAGUGACUUAUUCAAAGAAUUUUCUGUCUCAAGGUUUGUAAGCAUCCAAUCAGCAUAUUGCAGAAAUCACAGACCUCUUAUUUUGCUUGCAGAUCAACUUGUAAACACAGCAGGUAUUACCAUAUAAACAUGUUGUUGUACCUGGAGUCCUGUUUCAGUCAGUCCAAUAUUUAUUCUUUUCUUUAUCUCAGCUUUUGGCAUCUCUUUGCCUUUGGGAAAUAUCUGGCCCUCGACUGAUAUCUGCUCCACGAUGUUCAGCAGCUAGUUGCUCAUCUAAUUGCUAAUUUUAUCCCUUUGGUGGUGGGCAGUUGGCGACAGCAGGGAUAUCAGAGAUUCUCUAUCGUAACACCUUUAAGGAAGCAGCUGGACUGCAGCAGGACAAAGACAGAAUAAUGCAUGAGGAGGGGAAUUUGUAACAACUUGAGCGGCACAAAAACGGCCUUUUUUUACUUUAUUUUUCAGUAUAGCAUAGUUCGAGACAAUUAUUUCUUUAUAACCAUUUUUUCUUUUUUCUCAAAAAUAAAGAGAGGGGAAAAAAGAAAAGGGAACAAAGGAACACAGGGGGCAGUUCUUACUCCUUAUUUUGCACGUGGUUAACAAAGAGGUCCACAUAGUCUGUUUAUUAAGCUUCAAGCUUAAUAGACAUGGUAGACAUGUCCAGCCUCAAGUGGUAAGUUGGGCUUUCCAAGGUGUAAAUUUCACUCAUAAUGUCCAUCCACUGUCUCAGUAGUGGGCGAUCAGUUCCCUGUGAUAGCCUUUUUGCAUUUCUCAGGUAUGGCUCCCAAAUACAUGAAUUUGGGAUCUCUUUGAAUAAUACAGUGCAGGAUUUUUCCCAGAGUCUCGUUCACUUCGUCCCAGAAAGGUUGUAUCUUUACACACGACCAGAAAAUAUGAGUAUGAGUGGCGUCUCCCUGGCCACACUGCCUCCAACCAAAAACAGCCUUUUAAUAUAGUGCUACUUUAAGUCAUCUAUUUCUAAGAUAAAAUUUUAAUCAAUAUCUAGUAAAUAUUUGUUCAAUAAGGUAAGACAAUAGUGAGCCACCAAUGAAAGCCUUUGUUUUCCUGUAUAAACAAGAAGCAACCUCUGGUGUCGAAGCCAAAGCUUGAGUGCAAAACACUGCACUUCCUUGAGUGGGGCUCAGCUCAUCUUCAUAAUCCCUCUUCAGAAACCAAAGGGCGAUGUCACAGAGACCACCCCAGUGAUUUAUACUGUAAAUGAGUAUGAGCUCCCACCUGUUGAUGUAGUAUAGUGACACCUUCUUCAUUUUUCAGCAGUGGUUUAUUCACUACAUGCUGUUUAUCAUUGAUUGUGAUGUAUAUUGUGUGCUCUUGAAUUGUUUGUCUUGUCGGUUUUGUGCCCACUGUUUAAAGGGAAAUAUCACUAAUUUGUAAACUUUAAAGCAUCCGCAAACAAAUGUGCAAACUCAUCCACCAACAGCGUGCACUAAAGAUUGUGCCUUGCCAAAUGUGCAAAAAUAACACAAACUGUCCAGAUAGUCCAAUUGCCUUAAUGAACGCGCAAAAUCCUGGGAGGAGAAAUGCAAAGCAGUGAAUUUAUGAUUCACUAAGGGUGGAAAUGUUUUUUUCUGUGAUUGUGUCUUAUGUUUGAGGCCUCUACAGAAAUUUAAAACUGACUAAAACCUGAUUGUGUACCUCGUCUUUGCCUCUUGUCAAGCAGACACAGUGCUGAUCUGCUGUCUGGUGAGCGUGACAGUGGCAUGAGUCCCCCUUGUGCCACAAAGGCAAAAGCUGGCACAGUCUCAUGCACAAUAGAUGACCAUCCAUCUUUAAGAGCGGCUGACUGUUUUUAGUUCAUGUACCAAAUUGAAGCCCAGCAGGGUGUCUGUUACUCUGGGAGGAUCUAAGGAGUGGGGUGGAGACGGCCUGUAUUGUUUCUGAGGUUUAUUAUAGGUCAUAUUCCCUUUGUAUUCUUGAUUUCAUAUAUCAUCUUCACCUUUACUACUUCUAUCACAUUCUUUUUAAUAGUAUCAAAAUAGCCCCUCUUACCUUAGGUGGACUGAAUUUGAUGUAGCGAUCACAGCCAGUCUACUUCCUGUCCAGACUCCAUGGAUAAACCAGUUAAACACACAAACCCUAAUUUAAAUUCCACCGCCUCUGCAGUCUUUGCACCUGAUGUCAUUCACACACUUCUUCUGAGUUGAUCACCCAUAGCACAUCAACAAGAGUUCAAAGUGCUGAGUAGGUGAAUUAGAUCGCAGCUGCUCUGCAUUGCAGUACGAGUAACAGAAACAAGCGCGCAAUCGCCAUCGCCACCAAAGAGAGAUUACAAAGACUGGAACUUUAAUUAACUUUCCUCAGGGACCCAUCUUCUGUCCCUAUUUCAGAACGAGAGGAAGUCACCGCUAAGACAUUUCAGCUUCUCCAACCACUGACCUGCUGCUCAAUGUGGCGACAGACUGAAGAAGGACUACUGUUAAGGUGUGUGCAGUUGACUCACAGCAGCAUUACGACUCUGCAGGAGCGGCUUGGUGUUCCUCAGCAGCAGUCGGUGGUCUGGAUCCAUCACGUAUGGCUUCCUCUUGGCUAUGGCUUGAGCCUCUGCCUUCUUCUCUUUAUCCUCUUCAUCCUCGUCUUCGUCUUCCUCUGAGCCGUAGAAAGUCCUGUCUCCGCCGCUGCCCUCCUCCAGCAGUGACUCCUGCGGGGAGAAGGCAGAUAAAAACAGUGUGAGACUUAGAGGGGCAAACUUUCUUUUGCGUGGAAAAAUAGUCGUAUCUCAUUAUUAAAGUCACCAGAUGGUAAUUUGCUCUUGAAUACAUUAUAUAAGAAGUGACACCGUGUAUGAGGAGCAUUAUUAAAAGACCUCCUGUUGAGCUAAACAGCUGUAGCAAUUUGUCACCACAUGCACUGGCUGCCUCUACUGUUUUGUCACAGCAUGACAAAGUUGCUCAAUUUAGUUUCUGGUGAGAAAAUCAGUCAACAGGUGGGUGUGAAAAGCAGAUAAAACCCAAGAGUAUCACCAGGCUACAACCGUGGAGGAGGAAAGUAAUGACCGGAGAGAUUCAUUUAGUAUCCCUGCAACAUCACAAUGGCAAGACUGAAAAAAUAUCACUAAUCCAACUCAAUACAAGCUGUACAACUGCAGGAAAUUCACCUGCGUACUAUUAUCAUUCAGUCCUGUUCUUCUGCUAAACUGGUACAAAACGAGCAAUUUAAAAUGACAGUAUCUUUUCUUUUAUGGGAUCAGCAUGUAGAGUCAAUACAGUGGACUAAACUUAGGAUAGAUUUGCAAGAAAUGGCAAAAUGCACAAGUGUGAAAGCUAGAUUAAGUAGCAGUAAUAUUUCACUGAUUUGCUGAUCGGUUGAGAAGCAAAUCAAGUUUUGAUAACAAUUUUCAUGAACAGAUCUGUUGACAAAGGAAAGUCAUGUAAUGCAGCUUGACACAUAGAAGGAUUGAUGAUUUUAGUUUAGUUUUUCUGUUACAAAGGAUUUUAAAGUUUACCGACUUUCUGAUUUGAGAUUUGUCUGAUAAGUAUUUCCAUUUUUGUCUGAUUAGCAGCUUCGAACAAGUGCAGGUUCUUUGGACACAGUUCAGAUCACAGACUCUAUAGACUUUGUGCAGUUACCAUAUAUCAAUUUACAAAAAGAAGCGAUCUGGUCAAUAUAAGUUUAAACUUUGUAACGUGAAGAAUUUGAGUUUGUUUAGUUCUGGAAAAUCUAUCUCUAUCUUUAACGUCCGCUGACUAUCUUUAACUGUUUCUGCAGUGAGCUGUUGAUCUCAUCUGACAUCACAGGAAUAUGAGAUAACACGGAAAUAAUCUGCCUUUUUUGAUGGUCUUGUUAACUUUUUCAGGUCAAAGGGUUAAACAUCAGUAUUAGUAUAACUCUAUUUCAUCACCAUCCAUUGACUUCACACUGCAGCAUUACUCAGUAAAUGGCCUUUAAACAGUCUUAAUAGUUGCUUUUUCAACAUAGGUCAAGUGCUGAUACUUGAGAUUACGAUCAUUUUAACUAUCACAACCUUUAAAUAAAGAAGGUUAUACACUUGAUCUGCUUCAUGAAUCUUCAGAUAUGCAACUUUUCUGUGAGCUUUAUGUUACUGUCGACCUAGUUAUUAAUCUACACUCGUCAAAUAAGUCAGUCUGUUUUUGCUGUAAGCCAGUCGUCAAUGUUUUUGAAACAGUUUCCUGAUUAUAAACUUUUAAGGACCCUAUCCAGUCAAGACCUGAUGAAUUUACCAAUAUUUUAUAAAAUUAAUUCAUUUGUGUAAUAAAUGAAAGUAGACUUAUUAAAAUAGCAAAACUGUUUCAUGAAAGAAUGAUUGCAAAGACUGAAAUAAACCCUCAGAGGUUAAUGCAGGAGCCAGACACAUGAGAGGAUGAUGAAUCACCUACUAAAUUAUACCUUCAGCCAUAAUCACUCUUGGUGUUCGCUUUUAGGCUCUUUCUAUUUGAAAUGUUUGUGGUAUUUUGUUAUUUUUCUCAUUUGAAAAUAAGCUCAAGCAGUAAUAUCAGUCAGGAAAAGGCGUUUUACAAUGAACACAUAAUUUUCAACAGGGCUUGAGGAAAUUGAAAAGUGAUUGCGUGGACUAAAUCACUCAUCUGUUUUUUUUUUAAAACCUUGAAAAAGUAGUUAUUCCUGGUUUUGCUCAGCUGGAAGAGCAGGCAGUCUUUGUUCAGACGCUACAGUCCACGUCACAGGAUUGAUUUGUGACCCCGCCGUGAUUUGGUGCAUGUCAUUCCCCCACUUUGAAUAAUUAACCAAACCGGGAAGCCAAAAAGCCACGUGUUUUAAUCAAUUCAGAAGGGAAAAAAAGUGCUUAAUAUUCACUAAACUAAUUGGCGAUGGAGGCUCUUACUCACAUUGAUGUUUGGGUUGAGGAACUGAGUCCUGGCGUAGCGAGUCAGCAUGUUGAUGAUGACGACCUGACCCCACUCCUCCACGUCGAUAAGAAGGUUGCAUAACUUCCUGUAGUUUUUGUGGAUCAGGUCGAUGCGUUCUGGACAAACCUCCUCAAAAGCCAUGACGACGCUUCCUGCCACCAGCUGCGGAAAAAAAAAAGAGUCAAACAGAUAACAGGUAAUGCUGGGAUUAUUACCCCAGGGAGACAGCAUGUCAUCUUUGAAGUUGACUGAGGCACAAAAACCAUCCAUGCAGGAGGAAAUUACAUCUCAAGAUGAUGAAGAAGCCCAAAUGGAGGCUGAAUUUUACAGCCUGUUCCUGUUUUUGAUUUCUUUCACUUUUAAAUCACAUCAGUUGAAAUAAAAAGUGAAAAGGCGAGGAGAAAAAAUGGUCAAAGAACCGAUAAACCUCGAAACAACUGAGGCAUUGAAUCCAAUCUAGUGCUGUGAACAGAGGUAAGUUGAGUCUGUGAUUUUCAAACUUGUCUUUUCAUUUGUUGAAAAGAAAAUAAUCUUGAGGAGAAAUAUUGGAUCGGCUAUGCAAAUACCCACCGUGGUUUUGUCAGCAAGGAGUUUCUCGAUGACUUCGAUCAGCUGGUCCUUCUGCUCUGGAUCCAAACUGAGAGCAGAGGAGAAACAAAUCAAUCAAAUACGUAAAAUAAGAAAUGUUGUGGAGAAGUGAGGGAUUACUUUUUCUUCAGAGGGUUCACCUUCAGUUCAGAGAAGGAGCACCCUUACCUGUAGAGUUUAGGAAUGGCGUGAGCAGCCUGUGUCUUUGUUUUAGGUUGUACUUUGCUCUGAACUUUAAAAACAUGGCACUUGUUUUUCAUGGUUUUUUACUUAUUUGCUAUGGUAUAGAUUUAUUUAUGUUCGAUUAAGUAAGAGAGGACUCGCAGAGCGCUGGCUCUGAUCAGCUGGUUUGGAUCCUGCAAAAGAGCAGACUUGAAUUAGCACUAUUUUCACCAUUUUUUUUUUCUUUCAGUCAAUAUUUCGACUUUAUUCAUGUGGAGUCCACUCUCAAAAUUUCGACUUUAAUCUCAAAAUUUAAAUUUUUUUAAUCUCGAAAUUUUGACAUUUUUCACGACGUUUCACAGUGUCAAAAUUUUGACUAUAAUUUUGAAAUUUCCCGACAUUUCUUUAUCUUGAAAUUUCGUCUGUAAUCUCGAAAUUUAAAUUUUUAAUCUCGAAAUACAGACUUUAUUGCAUUUUUUAUCUUGAAAUUUUGACAUUUAUUUGUAAUUUUGACUUCAAGUUCCUUCCUGUAAUGACUUUUUUUCUCUUCAUGUAGCCCUAAUCCUCUUUCCUGGUAAUGCAUUUAGAUAAGGAAAGAAACUGUUCUGUUCUGUUUUGUUUGUUUUCAUGAUCUUAAGUCAAUCACAGACCCUCCUUUUCUAUGUUCUGCCUCCUUUGAGUCCUUAUUGUGUUUUUACUUUAACAGACCAAAGCUUAUACCCUAGCGUUUUUGAACCACUAUCCCUGGACUCAUACUGGGUUGUAACAUUAAAAAGAGUUGCCAACACUCUCCAGUAUAUCAUCCUCUAAACUUAUCAAAACAUCAAGCUCAAAAUUAUUUGUUAAAAUUUUGGCUAAACUGAUGUGGAUUAAAACUGCUGUACCUUUAACCCUCGCUGAAAUGUCGAGAUGGAGAGCAGAGCCAGAUCCUGCUGCUCCUCUGCGUAACGCACCAAGUAAACAUAGACCAGCUUCUUCACCUGCAGGGAGCAGCAAAAAGAGGAAAAAAAACAGAUGGAUAAAAAACAAUUUCAACUCAAAUUAUGGAGAUGAGUUCCAUUAUUUUCACUGAGAUAAAUCUGAAGAGAGGAGAUGCGGCAAAACGAUUAAAACCUUAAAGAGAGGAGAAGAGGAAAAUUUCAAUUUUGUUCAGGUGAGAUAAAGGAAAAGCUCAGGGGGGCUUUUAAAAUAUGAUAAGGUAAGGUAUAAAUUUAAAUCAAGCUGAAGGAGAAAUAAAACAUUAAUGGCUUUAAUAGAAAGAGCAACUUUUUAAGAACUUGAAACUAUAUCAGCUGAGGGAAAGGAGCAGUUUAUACUUGAAACUAGAGUUCAUAACAAACCUCAAUGUUUUUGCACGCCACGUUUUUCACCACAGCGGGGAAGAGAUCUGACGCAUUUUUCCCCCGGGCAAUCAUCUGCAGAAAACACACACAUACACCAGAUUUAAAGCAGAGACUUCAACAAGGUGACAUUUUUCAGGAGUUUGAAUCAUUUGCAACAGACUGUGAAACUUUUUUUAUCUUGUUUUCGGCUUUUUCAUGCCUUCCUCUCCCUUUUAUCUCCCUCGUCCUGCAGGGAAGAUGAAUGAGGGUUUGGGGUGUGGAGCUUCAGAGGGAGGAAUCUCACACAGAUUAUGAAUAUUUAACAGCUGACUGUGCAGCUUGUGUGUUUCACUUUAAAGAUCUUAAAUACAGAACAGUUUGAGUUUGUAUCAGAUCUUUCAUGGGAGCACUUUUUGCCAAAACUCUGCAUAGAGAACAAGUUUUGGAUCUUCAGUCUUCUGAAUUAAUUAGAAAUGUUGCAUGUUGGGUUGUACAUGUGGCAUUUUUUCUCAAAGCUCUCCGCGCCUUUGUCUUUCGCUCGCUGAGCAGCUGCACCUGCUGAUCAGUGAAAUCCCAAAGUAAACAUAAUUCAUACUCACGGCUACAAUCCGCUUCAUUGCCUCCAGCUUCAGCGAGUCUUUGUUGCUGUCCAGCAUCUCCUUCAAGUCGUCGUGUCUGAGGGAGGAAAAAGCUCAAACUUAGCUCAGGGCACGCUAGUUAUUUUCAGCCUACUUCUUAGCGGUACUGCAAACAGCAAAACAACCCUGAUAGCAGAGACUUCAAACAUGAAAUACAGACCUUUGUUACGAUUUUCAUUCAAGCUCUCUAAAUGUAUGAAAGUCUACAAGGGUGACCCAGAAAUGGUUCUCUUUGAAGUGGGAAAUCCAGCCGGCAAAAUAUGGAAACCUUUGAAAGUGCAGCUCAUGGAGUGUGAUAACGGAAAAGUGACAUAAUCCCUGAAACAUGGUGACAUCCAAGACGAAUUAAAGAUGUUUUAGUAAGAUUGGAGUUUUAAAUAUGCGCUUGUCUGAAGAUGUGCUUCAGUAAAACCGUACUCAGGCUCGAGGCUUUGAAAUAUCAUACAAGCAGGUUUUUACAUGUUAAGGUAUAAAUCCAGGAGCGAAUGUUACAGGGUGAAGAUUUUAGAGCAGAAGACACAGGAUGACCAAAGGUUAAUCUGGCAUUUAUUUAUCAGACUGUGAGAGACUGCCUGAGCAAACUGUUCAACAAUCUCAUAUUAACGAUGAUUCACAUCAUGAGACUGCAAAGAGUUUGAGGGUAUCAUCAUCUACAGUGCAUGAUAUUAAUAUUUCAGGAGAUCUGAUGAAACCUGUACAAAAAGGACAAGACUGAAAAGCAAUACAGCACAUCUGUGAUUUCAGAAGACAUAACUCUGGAGUGGAAAUCACUGCAUAGGACAAAAAAAACCUUGAUGACUGUGGAGUUUCGCAUCUACAACUGCAGCUUAAAGCUCUACCCUGCAGGAAGGAGAACGUAAACAUGAUCAUGGAUGCACCGAAAAGAGGAGGGACCACCCAGCUUUUAAUCAGCACAUAGUCCAACAACAAGCAUCUGUGGAGGUAUCAGGGUGUAUACUUUCCACUGAGCAAUAGACGGCUAUUAGACGUCUAGUUUUAUCUUAGACCUAAUUUCAAUCGUCUAGAUUCUGUAUAUUUUUAGAUGGAAUUUAGACAUUUCACUUUAACCCAUUAUUUGAUGACUAUUUAUUCCAAAACGCUAACUGAUCUCCAAGUACUUAACCAAGAUAAUUAUGAUAGCUGUUGAGCAAUAUACAGUGUAAUAUAGAUAAAGCCCAGAUUUAGACUUGGUCUAAAUUUUGACAUCUAAAAAACUUUCAUUUUUAGACCUGCGGUAGCCUGAUUUUAGACCAGUCAUCUAGGCUACAUUUAGACGUCCAGUGGGUUGCUCAUGGCAUGGGUAUUUUUCCUAUCUGAAAAGGCGCCAUCAGCGCUGAACAAUAUAAUCCACACAAUGUCUUUUUCAGGGCGGACCUUGUGUAUUUCAGCGAGACAAUGCCUGACUAUAUUCUGCAUAUGACAACAGCUUAGCUCAGUGAUAGAAGAGUUCAGGUGCUAAACCACCUGCAGUCUCCACUUGGCACAUCCUCAAACAUAUGGUGCACCGUCGAGCAAAUGAAACCCUAUAUCAGGCAAAAACAAGACAACAUUUCAAGACCCCAGAAACUGGUCUCUGCUGUUCCAAAACAUUUCCAGAGUGUUUUAAAUAAAGAGGUGAUGCAACGCGAAGGUAAACACUCCCCUGUCCAGACCGUUUUGAUUUAUGUUGCAUGAAUUUUGCAGGAGCAGGAAUUUUUAUAAAAACAUUGUGGAUUGUCGAUAUGUAAGGUUUGGUCAUAGAUUAAAUAUUAGAUCAAUUCAAAUUUUGAUCUGCUGUUAACACCAGAUGACUGACGAGGAAAUCAGCCGUUAUUUUGAUUUCUUCCUCCAAGCAUCUUAGACCAACAGUAACAUGAAUUUCUACACAUCUAAAAACAGGUACCCCAAAAGUUAGAUUGUUUAUUUCCAUUUUAUGAGAACAGCAGUUGUUUCUAUCCGCACACAAGCUGCUGAAGACCAGCUGACACACAACUCUGCAGUCACUUUAGCUCAUUUUCCCUCUCGGAGACAUUGGAUGACUUCACUCAUGAGGAGCAGGAUCUUUGUGUUUGGAUCUACACUGACAUCCCCACCCUGCUGCAAUCCAAACACACAUAAACAACACAGGAGUCUCGACCAAAACCUGCCAGGAGGAACAUGCAGACAGACAGUGACGGUUAUUCAGAGGCAGCGGAUUGGUGCAGACAGGAUCACUGCUCCAGCUGAGGAGAUAAAGACACCGCCUGGCUGGAGGCUGAAAUGCCAAUCAAUGACAUUGUCUCUCUCUUGUGCUAAUGUCAAGUACAACUGACUUCACAUUGUACAAGAUGAAAAGGGAAAACUUCUCUACAUUCAACAUUUUUGAUAGCCAAUUACCAAUUUUAAAAUUCCCAUGCACAAUGUUAACGCCUAGUUUGUUUUAACUCAAAGCGAACAAACCACCAACACAGACUCGGCCUGAAACAGAUUAAACUUGUCAAUUUGAGGUGUGGGAAUCAAAGGGUGGGGCUCAGGCGCCGGUGGGCGGGGUGAUUAAAUAACCGCAGAGCAGCUCAUUUUCCCUUGACUAGUUUCCUUGGCAACAAAGGAUGCAAUAAAAUGAAGUCAAGUGAUUUCCUGCCUUCCUGCAGAGCCUUUGUGCAUCUGACAGUUUGUUUCACGGGGGACUGAAGGUCUGCAGAGCUGAGCAGCAGACACACAGAGAUCUCCUCCUGAGACUGAAGGUUCAUGAAACUCUCACUCUCACUCUCACUUCCACUCUCACCCUCACUCUCACCCUCACUGCUGAAAAACAGGUGUUAGAUGGCUGGUGAAAUGCAGUUCUGACUGUGGCUGCUCUGUUGUUCAAUGAAAGGUAGCUCUUGCUGUCUUUUGUACUUGGUGUCUUUUAUAAAAUCAAAAGGUGUGCAAUGAUAUAAGAAUACACAAUCUGGUGUGAAACCUCAUUCUUGGAGUCAUGUGGUUAACUUAAAGGUCCCCUAUUAUGGCAUUUUUCAUCAAGUUUAAAUCAGUCCUAGAGGUCCCACAACAGUAAAUUUAAAGUUUGUUGCCUAACAACAGUUUACUUGUUGAUAUCAGCCAGCUUGUACCCCGCUCUUUUUUAGUUCCACUGAGAACGGGCUGAGUCUGCGCCUGUUCCUUUAAGGAGGGAGAGGCUCCCAAAGAAAGUCGAACUCUGCGGCUGCACAAGGACGUUUCUGAAUGGUUGGUUAAAAAUAUUAUGUGUCUUUAUAUUUGUGUUUUUACUUAGUGUGUUUAGUUAUGCUGCUAGGUGGGUUAGCUCCUCUAACACCUACGUCUAUUUCUGAAUGGUUGGUUACAAAAAUGUGUCUUUAUAUUUGUGUUUUUACUUUGUUAGUGUGUUAUGUUACAUUGCUAGGUGGGUUAGCUUAUCUGACAGCUACGUCUCCGCUGUCUCGUCGUUACUUGGUGAAUACUUUCUUUUUGUGAAUACCCAAUAUUUUGAAAAGUGGAAUGCUUAAGUUAUCUCUCGUGACUAACGUGGUUUGGCUGUAAUGUCCCCCGCUAUGUGCAAAAUGACGGACAGAAUGAUAGGAUAGGACAGACAAAAUGCUCCAUCCGUCUCCGUUUCCUCUUCUAGGAGGGAGCUUAUGCGUUUAUGUCGUCAUAACCGCACAGCUUUUCUAUUCGCCCAUUUGCGCUCAUGUUUUCAGAAAGCAGGGGACAGCAAAAGACGGAGAGAAUGAAAUUUGAAUGAAAACUACCCAAAAGUGUUUUUUUCAUAAUAGGGGACCUUUAAUUUAAUCAUCUGAAUAUUGCAUGAACACAAAACAACCCAGAAGGACUUUCAAAAUUUUUGUUUUCUGUUCUUUCUCCACCAAAUGUUGGAAUUUCCUGAAGUGACUAAUUUCCCCAUAACCCAGACAUGCCGAUACUGAAACUCUGAGCCCAAGCCGACCAAACUUAGAAAAAUUACUUUUCAAACUGGGUGAUCCAACUUUUCUAGGAUGAUUUACUUUAUUUCUCUGCCUGAGUGUGAGACUGGUGGGUUGUACAAGGUGUUUUAUUUGUUUUGAUGGUGUGACAAGAAUGCACAGAGGCACUCCAGGCUCUAAGGAGGCGACCGCUGCACGACACAUCUGAUUUAUUAGGACUCCAAUGAUGCGUGUGCAUGUGUGCCAGUUUUCCAGUGCGCUAAGAAAGAUGUCCUCUUUCGUCUUCAUCAAGCAUCAAAGUGUUAAUCAUUUUAAUGCACGAGUGAUAUAGUUCACUCUUUCACACACUUCAAAACCUUAAUUCAUCAAAGAGUGUCAAAUUAAAACCUGACGGUAUCUAUCAAAUGCUGUUUGGGAUUAUUUUUGGAUGUGGGAAAUGAACCGACUCGGGUUUCUUCUUGGAUGCAUAUUUUAGGAUGUGUCCCAAAACAAAUUUAAAAAAUAAAUCUAUGAAAAUUGUAAAGAUAACUCGCCCAAAGCCAUGAAAGCUGAGACGUGAGGAUGAGUUACACUAAUGCAGAUUUCCUGCAGAAAAUGAGGGUCCCACUGGUUCAUUUCUCCCUGUGAAAUUGUGAUGAUGGGUUGCGGCCUCUGGCCAUGACUCCAAAAAUGGGAACAUUUCUAUCAGCUAGUCUCCUUAUUACAGCCUGAAAACUCCUCCAUCCUCUGCAUUUGAUGUCGAGCCUGAAGUGUUGCUUGCCAAAUAAAGUAUAAAGACAAAAUAUUAAAGCAAAGGUCAAACUUAGAGCACCUGAGAAAUAAAUUAUUGUGAAAACAUUGUACUUUUUAAAAUGAAUUUCUUUUCUUGUUAAUUCUUGGACAAAUGUAAAAACAGAGAUCAUGUGAAGCAGUCAAAAGGCAUACAGAAUAGUCAUAAUUUGUGUUUUUAAUGCAUGGUCUUGCAGGAGAAACAUUACCGUGACAACUUUGCAUUUUCAUCUUGUUCACCCACAGACUCUGUGAUCCCUUGAUUAGCCUUGUUAAUUAACUGUGCUCAUUUUUUUUUCUUUGACUUGUUUCUACUUGGCUGGUCAGAAUUUAUAUUUUCAUUCAUACUAACAGGAAAAUGGUCGCUUCAGAACAUCCCUUAUUCAACAUGAUGAAAUGGAAAAAUGAAAGCCUCGCCAUGAUUCAUCUUAAAAAGGAACAUGAACGAGUGCACCAUGUAAUAUUUCACUUAACAUGGAAAAAGGUCAACCUUACAGUUGUACAAGAAGACAGGCCAGGGAUUACAAAUUCUAUAGGGUUUCAUCCUCUGGGCUCCAUAAAUGUCUGUAUCAGUUUAAUUACAACCCAACUAAAAUUGUUGGGAAAUUACAAUCUGGAGACUGCUACCAUGGCAUGCUGUUACUGUGGCUAUAAAACCUACAGCAGGUCCCCAUAAAUCUGAGGCGUCACCUUUCAUGUCGAAGACUCAUAACUUUGCACCAAUAUUCAGGAAUCAUACAGGGCUGAAUCUAAUGACAGAGAGAGAGAGACACUUUCCAUUAAAGCACAAACUCGCUGAACUGCAGUGCUGUUCAAUGAUGUUGCUCUGACCUUGUUUUUCUAUAUUUCAUUUUCACUCUCACUCCUUCCAGUUGAAAACAAAAAUCACUUCUCUGGAUGUUAUCAACAAACAGUCUUGGAAACAGGAAGACAUGAUAGACAGGUCAAUUUGAAUAUUUCAAAGACGCUGUCAAAGUGCCAAAAUGUAUGGCAGAGUACAGACACAUAUCAACCACCGGCUUAAUUAGUUUUACGGCAUGUGUCUGUUUACCGCCUUCAUCAGCUUCACUAAUUAUUUAAGUGACAGGAAUUUGUGUGGCUUGUUUGAUGACAAACAGGUUUAUGACGAUCUAAUUAGAACUGGACCUGAAAGCAUUGAUUACAUUUGCAGAAGCAGCAGCCAAACAUUAGACCUGUCAGCGGGUAAUAACUUAUCUCCUAUUUGGAGCCUCAGACAGGGUACACAUGUGGUAUGACCCCCUACAAGGAGGAUUUGCUUUUUGGGCCAUUUGCUGCCUGUUUGUCAGAAGAAAAAAACAACUCAAUUUUGUUCAUGAAAGCUGUGAUGCUCAAAAGCUACUAGUUUCAAUGGGUACUGGCAAGAAUCUCACGAUACGAUAUGUAUCACGAUACUUGGGUCACAAUGUGAGAGUAUCACGAUAUAUUGGGAUACAUUGUGAUAUGAUACUGCCAUACAUAUUGCGAUAUUCAACAAGUUUUUACCCUUUUUUUGUAGAGCUGAAAAUACAACUUACCGUAAACUACCUGGGUAGUCUAAUAAUAAGCCUGUGCAUCACAUUAUAUUGAUAACUCAAUGGAGAAAUUGACUCCAUUAACCAUUUGAUAUCACUCACAUCAUUUAUUGAAAAUUAAUGCACUUAAUACCAUGAAUGUAGCAGCCAUAAUAAAAACACAGAUGGGACUCAUGGGGGGGAAAUCUAUUGUCUUUAAAUAUCGCGAUAGUACAAUUCAAAGUAUCGAUAUAGUAUCAGGAAACAAAUUAUUCCUUUAUCAGGAAACAACCUACACACACCCAAAACCAGUUUUUUUGACACCGAAUAUACUGAUAUGGGCAAAAUGACGUCAGUUAUUGUUGUAAAUUUCAGUAUCGGUAAAUUUUCAGUUUAUCACCCAGCCCUAGUAUAAUUGUUUUUUAAAUGAUAAUGAUUCACAUCAUUUUAAAGAUAUAAACACCCUGAAGUGUUUACUUGCAGUUUGCAUCUUCUAAAAGACUACACAAGGACUAAGAUAUGAUAUUUGUACAAACAGGAUCAGAUACAGUUGCCUUGAGCCAGAGUUAUACCAUCACAACUGGAUAAAAGUUGGACUGAAGAAAACACUAAACUAAAACUCUUUUUCCACAGCAAAAACCACUUCGGUACGGUUUACGGAGCAAAGGUUAACAGUCAUUUCACGUUUCUUUCCGUUCAAUAAUGACUUAUUUUAACAAUCCACGAGCACCACUUCCGUAAGUGAUCUCAGAAAGAAAGCCUUAUCUUGGGCAUCUCCAUGAAAAAUGACCCUCUGACUGGGUUCAUACGUCUCUGCUCAAGCCCAAAGGACUGACAGAAAUUCUACACCCACACCGGUUCUCUUAUUCCCCUGGAUUUGUCCCGUCCCCCCUGACGGACAACAGCUGAAUUUACAAACAGCUCUGAAUUAUUUAACCCACUGUGGUACAACAGAGUACACCAGUGGUCAGGUUACCCAGCAUAAACCCCAGCCAAGAGACUUGCACAACUCUCCAACUGGAAAGUCUCUAGAAGUAGGCCAGUGUUCAAUGAUAAGAGAUGCAAUUUAAUUUUUCUUCACUAACAGGAAAACUAUGCAUGAGAGUAAAAACAUUAAAAGGGGAAGAUAUGUAAAUGUAUUUGCAUGAAUCAGAGAAAAGCCAGCGUUCAUAAAAAGCUGGUGAGGCUGUUUUACAUAAGCUGACUCUUUUAUAAGAGACUUAAAAAGUUUCUUGUUUUUCUUGGUGACAGAUGAAAAAUAUGCUUACAUAAACCAAUCAUAAGUGCACCCUAGUAAAACCCACAUCAAGUAAACAUAAAAAUAUUCUCCUUUAUCUGUAUGACUCAGUCAAGUCCAAAAGUGUCAUUAUGCCUCUCUCAAAGCAAAUCAGAUUCUGGAGAGCACCACUUUGAAUGUUCAUAGUUUGUUGGUUUGUAGUCUAAUUAACUAAAAGGCAAAGCAGCCAUUAUGGACUUUAAAUGAGAUUGUAUGUCUGAAUUAUGCCAAUGCAUGUUAUAUAGUCACAGCCACAUUAAAGAGGAGCUAUAUGAAGCUACAUGAAUACUGAUCUGGUACGAGUAGAUUCUGUUCACUAAGUACAUGGUCAUGGCUUCCCAAGGCAAUGUGGGGUCUAAUACCGGUGGCUACCAUCGUUUGGUGAUCUUUGAAUGUGAUGUGAUGGCUGCUUCCAGUUUCAUUUUUGAAGCAGGUAGCUGUUAAAAACCAGUAUAACCAGUGGCAUCAAAACCAAUGUUAUCCCUGUGUAUCAACUGAACUGAGUGUCUCCAGACGUUUGUAAUCCUGCUUGGUAAUUAGACCUCCAACUUUAACCCCUUGGUGUACCUGGGCUUGUUUCAAUGCACUUGGACUUCUUACCAGCUGCCACUGUCCUUCCUUUUUCUCACCAUCUACCAGUUUCUCUUUACUUGCUAUCAUAGCACUUAAAUAUACACUAUCUACAGCCACACAAGUAUUCACUGAGGAUGGGUCAUAAUUCUUAACAUUUAUAGAUGUGUACUGAUGCAACUAUUGUCUUAAAAAAUAUAUUUUACAAUGAUUUUUACCAGAGCUUGGCUGUAAAAGGGCACAACUGCCACAUGAAAGCUGCAGCCCAUCUGGGGGCUGUUUAAUGACUGCCAAUUCAUAACAAAAGAAGAAGAAAGCAUUAAUGCCAGGAGCUGGUAAAACAGUUGUAGUUCUGUGGGAUUUGGGACCAGAUAAAAACUGCAGACUGUCAUCGACAAAAAAGUUCUGUGGUGAACUUCGUUAGGAAAUACAACUGAGGUCACAUGCGAACUUUGCCAGCUAAAACUAGCUUAACUUGGGUCUGGAACAGCUAAAAGAGUGAGGCACCCAGCAGAAGGGGGAGUGAGUAUUGAUUAAUGAAUAGCUUUUGUUUUAUUGCUUGAAAUGCCCAAUUCUAGUUUGUACAGUGUAGGAUACUCAUAUUGGCCUGGCCCCAAAAUGGCUUAAAAUCGUACAGGAGCACAAUGAUGCAGAAGUUCUUUGUUUGUGGUACAAUGAAGUAGUAUUUUUCAGUGACUGUAUGUUGUAAAAAUUACCAUUACCUUGUGCUAUCUUUAUUAACUUUAGAACUUAAGCACAUAAUACUUAUGAUACACUGAUACUGACUGGAUACGCACACCACUUAAAGCACCAAUCCAAAUAGUGUCAAUACUAUUUCAAUGUUCUCUUGACAUUAGCUGCGACAUUUGCUGGUGCACUAAGAGGUUGUUUUGGUUGCACCAAAUGAAAGAGUUCCCACAAGCCAAACCUAUCGUGUGCUGUGUGUAUCUACAGGUUGCAAGCACUUCAACUUUGGCAAGGCAAAAAUAAAAUUCAUUUUUUCAGUGGAUCUGAGAAACCAAUGGCAUACCCAAAUAUGAUUCUUUUAAACAUUUCAGCAUGUUGUUCACUUGCACUAAUUUUGAUCUGCCCUGGGAAAAUAGCAUCUAGAUGCCCAUUGACGUACAUGAGCAGGUUCACAUCCUCCUAGAUUAUCCUACCGCAAAGGUUGAGUUUGGAAAGUGCCGCCACCGCCACCCCCACCUCCUUCCUCCAGUGGUGCUCGCUCCUCAUGGUCUCCACCACUGCUUCCCCCUCCUCCACCGCCACCUGUACCUCCAGAUCUAAGGUGUCGCAGCUCAUCAGGCUGGAGGGCGCUGUACCAGGACUGCCCGCUGUCAGGGGUCAGCACAGGGCUCUUGUCUUCCUCCUGGCCCUGGACCUGACUCUGCACCGUCUUUACAAUGUUCACUGCGUUCACUGGCAGCUGCAGCAGCUUCUGCAUGGUGGUCAUCUUCGCAACUUGGGGAAAACCUGUAGAAUCCCAGGUAGAUUUAGAGCAAAGACUGCAGUUUUAUCAAGCUGAUCCCUUUUGCUAAUUAGUUGGAUUAAUUCUCCUGAUCCUCCUUAGUUAGAUUUCAUGCAGCAGAGAGACACCUCAGUUAUAAAUACUCCUUUCCUUUGAGGUUAAAUAUAUCCAACGUGGACACGUUUUUUGCUGAAGUGAUGCAACAAACCUCCUUAGAAAUGCUCCAGCGCCUGGUGAAAGACUUCUCCACAGUGACGAGAAUGAUAUACUCUGAGCUGUAAUCCAAAUCCACAAGAGCCCCAGUGCAGGGUAGGUUUUCUUCUGAUACUGCUGAGUCUGUACGCAUCCAGUGAAGCAGCAGACAUCAGCUGCUCAGUAAAUGGAUGCUUGGCAGAGAGGGGCGUGGAGUUUUAUUCACCGUGAAGCCUCCUCUCUUCUCGCGACUCCUCCCGCUGCUCAUGUGGUCCCUGCUGCUGCUGCUGCUGCUGCACCAGCCUCUCUCUGCCUCCCUGUGCAACACGUCCAUGUACCCGAGCUCUCCAACAAUGACACAGCCUCUCCCAUCUCUGGCCACGUAAUCACUCCCCCCUGCUUCAUGCUUGUCAGCUGUGCUCCGCCUCUUCACAUUAGCAACCAGAAGUCUCGCUUACCUCAUUCACCUUUACUCUCACUCUUUCACAGCUUUCUUUAUCUUCCUUCUCGCUGCCAGCAAACCUUUUUUUCCGUACCCCGGCAGAUGCUUUUAAAUAUCACUCACACCUCCUGCUCAUUAGGUGAAAAAUGCCCCCAUCUUAUUCAUUUUUAAUACUCUAUGAGGUCCUGUUUUUCUCUUCUCUGGUCUUUCGUGACUCAGCUUUCUUGGCAGAGUCGUGAUCAGGACAACUCUCUCUCUCUUUCUCUCUCGCUCUCCCACUCUUUUCUCUUUGGCUGGAACCAAAAUAACUGCCUUGAAGUGCAAUUCACAUAUGCUCUUCCUGUGAUCUAUCACACAUCAGCCAAGUGUCGAAAUUUGCCACUGACUAACACGAUUUUUAACCUGUGAUGUUAACAAGAGAUCCACCUCAGAGCUGCAGCUUUUAGUGCGAGUUACAUCGACAGUAAUGAUCCUGGUGUUUCACCUGAAGCAGAGACAUAACAGAGACAUGCUCACUGAAGAGACAACAUCCUUUAAUCUUUACAGCUUCAUUUGUUUGGAAGGAAAAUCUGGUCUAUAUCUAACACUACAAAAUAAUAAAAAAAAAAAUCUGCAGCCUUUUAAAACAUUAUAAAAUACAGCUCUGGAAAUUUCCUAUCAUUCUGACAACAACAAUAAAAGAGCUGUACCAAAGACCCCCCUCUUUUCCUAUCAAAAUCUUCCUUUCUCAUUUUGGGUGCGGUGCUGCGGUGGCGUCAAAUUCUACAAAUGAAAAAAAGCUAAAUAGGAUGGAUCUCAAGAGGGAUAUACGAAGACUUCCAUGAAUUAAUCAACUGCUGUGAGUGUAAAUCUGAGUCCUGAUGCUGGGAUUCCAAUUCAUUCCUCCACCUCCUAGGACUGAAAUGGAAAUUAGCCUUUUAGAUUUAAUGUGCUAGUUUCAGUGGUUUCCAAAAAUGCAAAUGAGGAUUUUUCGGAAGGGUAGUAGUUUAAUCAUUUGGAAAUAUAUUUGUGUCUUCUUGGCGGUAGACUAGCAGACUGAUACCAGUCUCGUCUCCAUAUGCUUAAUGAAAUGCAACGACAGGCAAAUGGUGAAGUUAGUUUAUCAUGAAGACUGAAGAGAAAUAGCUUGGCUUUGCGGAAAGAAACAGGUUCCUACUAACAGCUGUAGAGUUUAAAAACUCAAAAGGUUGUAAUUUUUUUGUUUAAUACAUAUAAAACUGAUAGAGUGAAGUCCAUUUUUUUGAGAGGUAACUAUUUUGUGACCAACAACCUCUCAGUUUACCCUCAUUGCUGAUACAAACAGUCUAAAACAGGGAUGUGUGAGCUCAAUCAGAUUGACUUCUAAAAAAUAAUGGUUCCCGUCAUUUCUCUUUGAUGCUCUACACAGGGUUUUCAGGUGUCGGGUGAUGACAGGUGACCAACAGCAUCUCCAAGCGUGAAACAGUUUGGUAGUAUUUCUAUGUCAAAAUUAAAGACACAGUUUUACAUAGGCUGUGUCUAGUUAAUGUGGCAUAUAACCACUGCUAACCCACGAAGAGCAUUGACGGCUGGGGGUGCUGGCUCUGCUAGUGUAAGGUUUGGUGAUCCAUCUCCAGCUAUGUUAAAUAAAUUCUGCUAAAUUUUGACUGUUCCUUGAGUGUUAGUUAAAAGAAGUGCAUUUACAAAAAUCGUAAGAGGAAAGAUAUUAAAACAAGACAAAUAUCUUUGAAUGGUUAAUACAAUGAGUAAAUUCAGAUUAAACAAAGGCCAAAAGUCCCCCUUCAUAAUCCACCAAGAGAGACAGACACAUGUUGAUAUGUGUCUAAAGAUCAUCGGCGUUGCUUAUAAACAAAAUAUUCUGCAGAGUUCUUCAGCAGCGGUGCCCUCAAUGAACCGAUAGUUUUAAACUGCAGUAAACGUCCUGACAGUGAGCAAACCUGCUGAACUCUCUACAGUUAAACAUCUGAAGGUCAGUUAUUACCGGCUCACAGGGAAACGAAAAAAAAAAACAUGUUCCCUCAGAGUAUUAGAAGAUAGAUUGACAAUGUUUGAGAACUGAAGCAACAAUCCCCAUCUGCUGUGUUUCCAAGGAGACGACAGUGAAAGCUGAAUCAGCACUGUCAUUGUCAUGUUUACAGACAAACCGGAUGAUCAACUAGAGUUGACUCCUGCAAACAUUGAUCAACUAUGGACAAGAACACGCCCAGCUGACGCCUGCAUUAAUCAAGAGGAGCGGAAGAUAAACAUGAGUGAUUUACAAUCUUGUCAAAAUAUUGGAACACACUCUUAAGGCAAAGAUCUUCUCCCCUUCAGCUAAAGGUCACAGAUCAUCACUACAAACUUCUGUGAAGAAUGAGCUCCCUCUGCUGGUCAACAGUGGUAAAAAAAAAAAAGUCCUGUGUUUUAAUGAUGCUACUUUUAAAUCUGUGUACUUUCAUCACCAGUUUCACUUGAGCAAAAGGUAGGCAACAAACAUCAUGAAAACCAUUCACAGAUCACAACAAUUGUGAAGUGAGAGGAGAGCAGGUUGGGAUGCAACCCAGACAAUGAUCUAAUUCAGACAACCAUGAAUAAUGUUUUAAACUCCACUCAGGUUAAACAUUCACCAAAAAAAAAAAAGUAUGUCCUGUGAGAAAGUUUCAUGUUAAACAGCUGACCUGACUUUAACUGGAAGAAUUCAUGGAUGUUGGUGCAGUAGGAUAUACAAGUCAUGGAAAGGUUUUCUCUACAAAGACAAUUACUAUGGCUAAUAAUAUUCCAGUAGUCUUAAUUAUUUUGAAACUAAUCUUAUUAAAACAGGGAUAUUUUGACCUGGAUCAAAAAUAAGACCAAGAAUUUCAAGGUUUUUUUUUUUUUUUACAGGAUGAUUUAUUUUCCUUUUGGAGGUUAGAGAGAAACAGAAAUAAAAGUAAAAUCAGAAUGAAAAAUAAGCCUGGCUGAUUUACUGACCAAUGAUAGCACUACAAAUGUUUCACCAGGAAUUAACAGAAAUACCAAUACACCAGUGGCGAUUGCUCUAAGACUGCAAGGGAAGCUCGGCUUCCCUUAAAAUGUCACCCCUCAAAAAAAAGAAAAAGUGGUGAAAUACGUACUGCUGUGUGUACAUUUCAUUAACUAAAUACGCACUAGAAAGCCUUCAUCUUUUGUUCAGACACUGUGAUAAGAAGCUGAUAAUCACAGGUAACCGGCAUAACUUCGUUCUCAUUCAUCCUCGCAGCGCCUCAGCGCUUUAAACAGCCGGACGCUGGGCUUCUGCUGACUUCAAUGUGGAAGCUUAAAGUGGGUUGUUCCAGCAGCGAAACUAGACGCUCAUUGGAUAAAUGCUGGGCUUUGUCCCGCCCAUCGGAAGCCCAGCUUCACUGGAGUUCUAUGGCGAGAGGGCGGUCCCGACUUUCUCCCGGACUCCAAGCUUCUGCAUCCAUGAUUGGAUGAGCUGUCUGAGGCGAAAUCCUUUUUUGAUUGACAGCUAAACAAGCGAAUCAGCGAGAAGAAUAAAACAUCUACCAGAGCAUUUUCCAAGUUAUUCAUUCCGUUGUUCUUAACUGCUCCGGAGACCUUACCGAUCCUCAGCGACUUUUGUCUUUGUUAAAAAUGACUGCCGUUGUGUUUGGCGACUCUGUUCUGUUACAUACUAAUAACCAAAUACAAUUAUGAUGUAGGCCAGAAAAAUGAGCUUCCCCUCCUUGAAAGACCAGCAGCCGCCACUGCAAUACACUGUAGGUCUGAGGUUAUUUGAAGACACAACUACAUUACAUGGGUUUAGAGAGCCCUAAUGUACUGAGGUUUUUGACAAUUAUUUGCUCAAAUUAAAGGUCAGUGUUUGUGGUGUGAAAAUUGGGCUUUAAAACUCCUUCUUGAAGCUUUGCAGAAGCUUUACAUAAUCUAUAGUUCAUUAAAUUCAGUACUUAUCUAAGAUUAGUGUCUUAGAAAACCUUCAUUGCUGCUUCUUUCAAGCUAUUGUCUCUUUAAAGGUGGGUAGUCAGGAAUCCGUUAAAGAAGAAUCUUUUUGUAAAGCUUUUAAUAUCAGUCAAUAACUAUUAGUUAUUGAUAACAUUUGGGGAAAUAACGAUAUCUCUGUGUUCUCUUAUGUCUUUGUAGUCAACAUUUUAAAUUUUUGGCACCCCUCUCAUUCAGACUGUAAGUAAAGACGUUCUCCACAUCCCCCAAACUGAUUGGCUGUGAGGUUGACGCUGUUCCCUCGUGUUGUGAGACACGCCCCAUGUACUCGACGAAUGUUCACGAGCCCAAACAAAGUUAGCGUGCUACAAUAUCGGACAGUAGAAACCAACCAGAAAGUACGAGAAGUUGUCUGAAUCCUCCUUUGGCCACGGCCGCCGACACAAGCAUGAAAACGGAGUAAAUACCGGAGACUCUGGCGGAUAAAGGGCGCUUAAAUGGAGGUAGACCACCCGGACAAGAGCUAAAAAGCCGGUCAACAUCAAUGAAGCAGACUAUCGGGGACGCUUCGGGAUCUUCCGGACCCUGUAAGCUGUCUAAUGAACAGGUAAGCCGCUUCAACAAAGUAAGCCAAGCUAACAGAAGUGUUUCUUGUCAAAUGGAACCUGCUGUGUGUUGUAGCGCCGCUAAACUGUUUACCUCGGGUCCUGGAGUAUAUCACUUUAUCCUCGUUUGCUGGUAGUCUGUUGGCAUCUACAGGAGCACCGAUGAUUUUAACUUUGAGUGUACAGCUCCAUUUUAAAAGUUACUAGGGGGUUACUGUUUUGUAUGAUUGACACUUGAUACAGCCAAUGGGCGUACGAAGAUUGCUGAGCUCAUCCGGGGGAUUCGCUGUUUGAGCCGAGAGUCAUCGCAGCGACUCUCGGCGACUUUCCCGCCGAAUUCGUAAACCGCUACUGCGCAAUGUUGGUUUCAGGAAGUGGAGAAAAAACGCGCAAUUACCGAGAACUUUUCGGCUUCAAAUCCGUUUACUGGCGAACCAAUAUGUCCGUAGUAUAUGGGUCAAUGACAUGACACAGUUUUUUUAUGUUCCAAUGGUUUAGUUAAAUUUAAAAAGAUUAAAAUUGAAAAUAAACUCACUAAUUACUUAGAUUUAUUUUCUUAUGGAAGACCUUGUCUAAAAUUUCUGGAUUUUAUCAAUUUUUAGAAAAUAUUCAGGGAAAAUGUAAAUGUGGUGUAACCAUAAACUCAGUACCAAACAUUUCAACUUGUUCAAAAAAGGUAAAUUUCUCAGUAAAACACAUUAUCAACUAGUUUGGCAUAAUCCUCCAUUUGUGUUGUUUAACUAUAAAUUAAUAUAAUAGAACUAUAACAUAAUUUAUCUGGGGGGUUGUGUCUGUCAAGUCAACUUUCUUAAUCGUCAAGGCGGUUUAACCAAAGACUGUAUACACUAUGGACAACUUGGUUUCGCCUCCAGCCUGUGUAGGGAUUUGAAGCCAAAAAGCUCUCGGUAUCUCCGCGUUUAUUUUGGGUCUUUCAUACCUGCAAGAACACCGAGGACUGUAAACUGAUUCGCUGUUUCAUUUAGUGUUUAUCUACAUUUGUUGUACUAUUGAGUUAAAAUGUUUUUUUAUACUUUUCUAAGUUUAUCUUAUUCAAUUUGCUUUGUUUACUUUGUAUGUUAAUAAAAUGUUGAGCUCAUCUCUAGUGUCUUUAGUUUUUAGUACAGAUACUUUAAAACUGGCAGUUUAAAAAAAAAAAACGUGAUAAUAAUCGAGAUCGGACGAUAUGACAAAAUAUAUUGUGAUCUUUUUUUUUUUUUUUUUGCCAAAUUGCCCAGGCCUACUGAAAACACUACUUUCAUAUAUACAGGACAUGAGAUAAGAAGUGAAACGUUCUCUACAGGGGGCGCCAAUUUCAGCACAAACCAAAAAUUCCUCAUAGCAACUUUAAAGCUAAUCAUUGAGUUUGCUCCAAAAUAAAAAAGGUUUCCCUUGAUGUUUGGAGCCUUUUUAACUUUUGUAACAUCCAAACUAGAGUGAUAAAGUAAAGCUACUGAUUUUAGGCUGUCUAUGAGAAUUGUUUUCAUGUUUACCAAGCAAUUGUAGUGUAUACUUUGAAAUGAAGCUUGCCUCUGCCUGAGAUACAGCAUGUAACCAUAAUGAGAACAAGAAGAAACUCGAGCAAAAGCCCAAGGAUAUUUCCCCUUUAACUUUCUAUUAUUUUUUAAAUAGUGUCUAAGUUAAAUAAUUCUAAACUGAACAUAAUCUCAUAAUAAAACCUUCACAGAUCUGAUUCUUGUAUAUUCUCUCAGUGAACUGCUGCUGCUGCUGCUAUGCGCGCUGUCCAGCAGGGGUGGUGCUGAAAACCUGAAGCAGAGGCCUGGCAUCCUUUUUUUUUCUAUGACAACAGGCCUUUAUAACAUCUCAGCACACAAACAGAAGAUAAACACAGACGAUAUUUACACAAGGGGUUUCUCUACUUUGAAUACAGACCAGCGGAUGCGUCUAUAUCCCGCACACAACACCAACACUCGGCCGUUAUUUGACACCACAGCUAAAUCAGAGUGAGAGAUUCAGGACCACAAUCAGAGAAGCAGCUUCAAUUUACGGGCCUGUUAGCAAACAAAGUUGGGUUUGAGAGGGUUUCUGUGCUCCGUUUGUGUAUGAUAACACAGGGGAAAAAAUCACAAACGGAUCCUCCGCCAUUAACUAGCCCAGUAUACCCCCCCACCACUACAUGACAAUACAGAUCCGUCGUUAAGCGGCACCGCGGCAGGUAGCUCCGUACCUUUUGUAGUCGGAGGAGAAAAUCCCUCCGCUCGCCGGGUCGUGACCAUAUUCAGGCUCCCCGACGCUGGACGAGCCCCCCUUCUCGUCGUUAAAAGCAGAGCUGGUCGACAUCGCGGUGGUCGUCUCUCUGUUGUUGUGUUUUUUAUUCCUCUCCCCCUCGCAGAUCAGAGAUGGAGAUUUAGUGCAGAGGGCAGCAGGAUAUACGGCUCUUAAAGGCGCACGAGCACACACGACCGUUAUCUCCGAGAUGCUCAGCGCGGAGGGGGACGCUGGGUGGAGGGAUGACGCUCCGUUGACGUCAUUUUGUAGUCCUAAGACCCGGAAGUACUUGUAGUUUAACCCUCUUAAGAGUGUGAGAAAGUGAACUCACUCAAGUGCUGAAUUUAUGAAUCAUUUUUAGAUAAGUUUACUUUACUUGAGUCAGGGCUUGACAGUACAACCGUUUCACUGGCAUUUGCGACUUAAAAUAGAUGUGUGUGAAUUCUAAAAUGUAUUUAGGGGCACAUGUGCGCAUAAAUAAAUCAGCAGAGGCAAUGAAUGUUUUUUCAUGUAAAUAAAGUGGCGAAGUUAGUCUUAGGCAGCGUUGUUCUCUCCAUGAUGAAGAUAUGACGUUGACGAGCUAAACAUAAGUCUUAGAUGACUAAAAUGUGACAAGACAAACGUGCGUUUACGUUGACGAGAUGAGACGACACGAAAACGCUAGUGGUCGACGACGAACAGAGUUGCAAAAUUAAUGAGCAUUUCGUCAGUCAAACGCUAAACAUAUAUUCUGCAGUGUUGUUUUCGUUGACGAUGUUGUCGUUAACGAAAAUAACACUGGUUUUAGGUUGGAUAUUCAAAGGACAUUUACUGCGGAUCUACCAUAACUGGGAAUAGCAACAGCAGCGCGGUUACAUGUUUUUAAGUUAUUUGACCAGGCAAAUUUCAUUUCACACUGCCAUUUUACUUACUUUCCAAGAAAAGCUAAAAAAAAACAUGUUAGAUUUAACAUAAAGUGACAUUACCUUUAAAAUAAAAUGACAUGUUUUUUUUUGAAUAUUAAAAAUGCAUCUCAUAAUGCAGUGUAUUUUAGGUUGAAAACAAAUAAAAUUUAAAAUGAGCUUUUUUUGACAGGAAAAAAAUGCCAUUUACAGAGUAAUCCAUCCACACAUAUCAUCAAGAAAUGUAAUGUCACACAUGCAGAAGAAACUUUUCUGUCUAAUAGGAACUCAAAUUUCUUUUUAUACAUUACAAUACAAUAGUGAACAAUUUUUUCAUACUGAAUAUAUGAAAACAUCCCUUCCUUUACCAGCUGCUACUUCUGGGUCAACAUUAUUGAGCCAGUAGGUUGAAUAUAAUCCUACAUUUGUAUAAAAUUAUUUUUUAUAUUUGUUAUUACAUUAAGUACUUUAGUCAAGUCAAGAUGCUGAUGCCAUUUUUUUAUAACAGACAUACAGAUUUUGAGCAAAGGAAUUUUACUCUUUAAGAAAUAAUUCUACACACAGUUGUGUUGUAAAUUUUACAGUUUUAACAUCCCAAUACUUCUCCCAUUGCCUGCUAGAUUGUCAUCUUAUGCAUUUUUAAGAAAGUGUUAAACAUAAAUAGUGGUAGUUUUGUGUAAAAGUUCAAUCCCCCCAUGCUCUCAGAUCCGUUUCACUUCAAGCUGAUCAUGUAUGUGAGUUUGCCAAAUGUCGCCCCCUCCUGGCUUCAACCAGAUAUUUCAUCCUUUUUUUUCCCCACAGUAUUUUCAGAUUGAGGUCCAGUCCUGUGUGCUUUCUGUCACAGUUUAUAAUAUAUUUCCCGGAGAAAUUGUAUGAGGGGAUGGUCAGCAGGGAUAUUUUGGGGUAAAUUUUUGGUAAACGGUGGAGGUUACACUUAUUAAUGCAUCAAAUGAAGCACCAGGACAGAAUUUUAUCUUUUGUUUAUUGUAAAGGGAUGAAAACGUCCUGGUUUUUAAUUGUUUUUUAUUGAGCCACCAAAUCUGGCCACUAGGAUGAAGAACAAAACUAAAGAUGUGAUAUUUGUUGUUAGUUGGUUUUUGUAAGUCUGAGCAAGCUGCUUUUGUAAAAGUUGGGUUGCUAAUAUAGCCUAGCAGAGGUUUUAUUUAUUUAUUUUUUAAUAAAGAGACAUUUUUUUCUAUCCAGGGCAAUCCCUUGGCAUAGGCGAAUAGGGCGCCAUCUGUCAGAGGGGCGCACUGCCAGCGCCCUCCCCCUUGGGAAAAAAAUGAAGAUAAAAUAAUUUAUGAUGCCCACCGGCGCCCCCCUUUACUUUUCUGUCUUGAAAUUAACAAAUAAAAUAAGAUAAAGUAACUAUGUUUGUCACUUGGCAAGUCACCUGAUGUGGGGGCGCAUCUCAAGUCAGCGAGCGAGUCAGAACAGGAUGGGUGAUUUUAUUUACAAGUUUUUCAUCAUGAAAGCGACAGCUAAGCUCUUGGGCGCACAGUUUCAGGAAAGGAGGAAAGAGGAGGAGGAAAAGGAGUCCAAAUAUUAAAGUAAAGUUAUGUCAACAUAUUUUAUAAAAUAUCAUUUUGUGUAAAGAGCAUGUUUUAGCUAGCUAGAUUGAAAUAAAGUAAGCAUUAGCUUAACACGCUAAUGUCCGGUGACCAGACGUCCUCUUUCUCUGGGCGCUGGGUAAUUUUGCCUAGGGCACCAAAAAGGCUAGGGUUCGGCCCAGCUCUCUGGGACCAUCACACUGACUUCCUCCUCUUGCCGAACACGUUGUUGAUGAGCUUCGCCAUGGACUUGGAGCCGCUGUAGCGCCUGCGAUCGGCUCUGUACUUCAGGUGCUCCAUCACUUGCCGGAUGAGUUGGGUGAAAAGGCUGGAGAUGUCCUGGUAGCUCUCAGCUGCUGAGACCUCCUGGAAGUGACAGCGGUUCUCCUGAGCCAGAUAGCGGCCCUCCUCCUCACGGACUUGCCGGGCGUGACACAGGUCCUGCUUGUUACCCACCAGACACACGGGUACAUCCACCUCCCUGAAACACAGAGAGUUUCAAUGAGGAGGGGGCGGAUGUACAAUCAUAUCAAUGGCAUGAUAGACUCUUAGGUUAAAUGGACAAUGAAGCCAAAAUGUUUAGAGCUCCCUCUGGUGGCCAGCUGCAGAAUAGGCAGACUAGCCCAAACAUGUUUCCAUCGUUGCAGUUUUUUAUCACACUGAUUUAUGUCCCAGAGUUUCUUUUUCCAAGAACUUUGAUGAACUGAUUUUAUAGACAUGAUUGAUUAACGUGAUAGUACAGGUAGAAUCAGAGCAGAGCUUUGGUUCUGGGUGGACAAACUGGGUUCAUUUACUCAGGCACUGACUGAUGAAACUCUAUUUUACUUAUUAACAAAUAUAAAUAAAGUUAUGAGAUGUGUAAGCAAAAAAUCCACAUCAACUUUCCCCCAAAAAACUCCUAAAAAAGUGUUCAUUUCUGUUUUGGCUGAUCCUAUUUGAUUUAAACCCUCUUAUUAACAAGUGAGUCCAGUAUUUCCAGUCUUUAUCUCCAUUAACAUUCCCUGAUCCUCACUUAUGCUCACAUACUGUCUCUAACAUAAUAAAUCUCUCCCCUCCUCGUUAUUAGCAGGCUUUGGCCCGAGGCAGACCACCUGAUGGGGUGUCUUUUUAUUAGAAACUGAAUUUAUUAAAGGCCUUUGGGUGGAAGAUUGAAUACCUCACUUUUUUAUCAUGAGCCAGUCUUCAGUUUUAUCGCUGUUUGGACCUCCAGCACUUCUCGAUUUCAAGACAGAUUGAGGACAUUUUAGUCUGUUUUGUCCUUUUUACAGCACAUUAGGAUAAAAUACCUUAAGAUGUACAUAAAUCUCCACAGUUCGUUUAUUGUCAGCCUAAAAAAACUCACUUCGGUUACAAGAAUUGAAUGUUGAAAUGCGGUUUGAGGCCCAUGUGUUGGCGAUUCUCUUGCUAAACCCCAUUAUGAAGCUAAAACUGCAUUUCUAUCUCCCAAAACAAGAAAGUUUCUUUUUAUUGUUGGAUAUUUGUCACUUGAAAUUCUCACUCAGCUUGUUUAAACUGAUAAUAUCACAUUCUCAGUUCAAUUUGAACACAUUCCUGACAUUGUUUCCACUCAGAAACCCAAUCCUGAGUGUAGUAAGCCCCAUGUGGCGCCUAAAUCAAAGACAAUAUUUGCUGAAGCUAUUUAGCCUCAGAACAGGAUAUAGUUUGUUACAUCAUCCAGCUCAAAUUUUGAGGAGAAGGUUGAGAUAAUAACCUGGCAGCUGCUGUGAUCCUCCAUGUUUUAAUUUCCUUAAACCCACCGCUGGCAUGCAGCAGUUGUUCUUUUUCUACUUUUUAGAAAAAUAAACCUCCGCUGUGUGUUUUCUCUGACCCUUUGCAGUUGUCCAUACGAGCCUCUCGAAUCUGCCGCAGGACGUUCUUGGCGUUGAUGAAGGAAGUGCGGUCGCUGAUGUUGUACACGACCACGAAACCAUCGGCCCAAUCCACCGGCUCCUCCAGAAUACACCUGGCCUCUGAGCUCUGCCGAGGACAACAUAGCACGUGGUUUUAUUGGCGCAUCCAUGAGGCCUUUAUGACGAGUGUGCAGGUAAGACAAAUGAGUCCGCUGACUAAAGGAAAGAAAAACUCAUGGUACUGUUUACGUCAAAAAGUACGACUCAUACAACCACUAGACAUAUGCUUUCGAAUGGGUUCAGCAACGGCGUAGUGACAGUGGAGCUUCAUUUCAGUGCUGAGGUGGCCUCCAAAAGUCCUCGGCCCCUUAGCUGUAAAAGUGAAACUUAAUACCCAGCACCUUAGCGAAAAGAUUAAUACAUGUUGAAGCUACAGCAGAUUUAAUCCUGCCCUCUUUUAUAAUCCACAUUUCUUCAGAGCACCAAGAACAAAACACCUCUCAGUGCCCAGCCAUGGCCUUCUUUACUGUUCCUCUCCUAUAGCCCAGACCUGACAGAAAGCAGAAAAUCCUUCAAGAGAUUAUCGUCUGAUCUGGCAGAUGAAGGAUUUGCAAAAAUUGAUUGUUUAAUCUUGUGUAAAGUGUGUAAUAGUGAACGAUCAGCAAGGCCUCGCAACACCCUGACAGAUGUCCUUAGCUCUUUGCAACAGUUUGCAGAGUUUAGUUUGACAGGCAGAACCAUCGAGCAGAACCAGACUCAUGUUAGACAGCCAUCUACUGGGAGAACAGCCUUCGUGUCUGUGUUUUUGCUGCCAUGAACACGUUUUGGUGACCUUGUGGAGACACAAACAUCGGCCUGAGGACACGUCUGAACCUCCUCCACCUUCCUCUUUAUUGACUCCAUAGUUCCUUUAAGCAGAGCAGGUCAGGAGGGCAGGACGUGAACAAGUGUUUUUUUAUGAAAGAGUGAGCGUUACAGCGAGUUUAUCCCACAAAGACAAUGAGCGGCUCUCGUCUUGUUGGAGGAGUAUGCCAAUAAAAAGCCAAACUCUGCAGUAAAAAGGCCUCUUUGCUCUUGAAAGAGAAGACAGCAGGUAAUAUGUCUCUGUUCUUCAAAGAGGCGGCCGUUUGGUACACAUCGCCCCGGGAUAUUCUCAUAAAGCCUUCAGAUUCCUGACUUUAAGUGCUGUAUGAAUCGAACACGUGCCGGCCGAAGGUAAACAUCUGAUCACGGUUCAUUCAGGGUUGUAAGCAUGUGCUGCAGAUUCCCCGAAAAGACUGAAAACUGUGUGGUUUUUACAGACUAGAAAUUAUUGGGCUUUCACCUCAGCCGGAGGGUGAAUUCAGAAAUUUCUUCCAUACUUGGGCUCUAAAAAUUCUUUAAACCGCGGUGAAUAAUCUUCAAAUAUUUCUGAAAACGAGAGAGCUUUACUUUUCCCACUGGAGUUUCAGGGAGGACAGGUUUCCAUCUUUAGCAAUAAUGAUUGAUGAGACAAAGAUAUAAUCAUCACAAAUCAUGCAAAAAUCCAGCAUAUAAAACCUUCAAAUUGAGAGUUUUGGUGUAUUUUCUUGAAAAGUAAUCAUGAGUAUCAGAUUCUCGUUUGUUUAACUUAUCUGUCCUCAGAAUUAAAGGAGGAAACUAGUGCGCUCAAACAGUCGUCUGCUUUUCUAAUUAAUUUUUUGACAAUAAAAGUGAGUUAGUGGUUUGAUUUACCUGAGAGCAGGGGUCAAAAACCUCCAGAUUCAGCUGCCUGCCAUCAAUGGACAGCCUUUUAUGGUACAAGGAAUCUGAAACAAAGGAGAGAAACAGUGAAAAAUACGACAAUCUCAGUUUAUUAUAAAAGUGUAUGGGAAACAACAGUAAAAAUGUGACUUCCAUACUGGCGUUGGGAGGGAACAUAGCAAUUUAAUGUAGAAUGACAUGAACAUAACAUGUAGUUGUCUCCCAUAAGCAGAUCAGGACGAGGUUUAGAGAAAUGAAGGACACAAACGUUGACAGAGCAACGAAAACGAACACCCUUUUUUAUCACUCUUGGACUAUUUUACUGUUUUACCUAUGUGCUGUAAUAAUCAGAUGAUCGGACAGCACAAUAAGACUUAAAAAUGGUAAAUGAUAUGAGGUAUUCAUUCUCUGGCCACUUAUAUCACACUUAAUUUAUCUAUCAUGCUGCGUAAGUCGUGGUUUGAGUCCUUAAAAUCAAAAAUUCAGCCUCUUUCGAUGAUCCGCAGCCUCUUAGUUUCCAUCCUCAUCGGCCAUGCAGUGAUCUGAGUGGGUGGAGAUGCUGUCAUAAUGAGGAACUGAGGGGGAGGGUUCAAACAGAUGCAGAGGCGGAAAAACACAAAAGAAAUUUGGCGAGCGCCCCAGAAGAACCAGAAGAACCAACACCGCUGCACAAAACUAAAAAUCAAAGUCUGACCCUUUAAGGUUUUGAAGCACGAGUUUCAGUGUGUUUUCAAAUGAACAAAAACCCCAAAACAUAGAGAUGUUUUUAAAAAUACUUUUGUCUACAGAGAAAAACUAUGAAAAAGUAUCCAGCAAUGCACGGGAAAGGGUAACUAAGCAUCUAUUUUGAAACCAAACCUCCAUCAAAUCAUCAUUCAUCAAAUCUGGGAACACUUACUGGCAUUUGAAGCAUAUUCACCGAUGAAGCGUCUGGUCAGGAACCGCACAAGUACAGCUAGAAGAAACAGACAAAGAGAAAACCCACAAAAUGACUCAUGGCAUCACUCCACACUCAUGCCUCACAGGUGGCAGCGCUGGGGGUAAAACGACCCUGAUUUACUCCUGCAGGCCAAGCGCUGCGCCGACCUUGUCUGGGAUUUUCUGCGGUGAAACUGUAGCCUCACAUUUACGUGGCUGAGCGGCUUUCUCUGGAUGACCUGCGUGCAUAUUUGGAAACAUGCAUGGUUAUAUUUCCCCCUCUGUUUCAGCUCCAGACUGCCAGCUUCAUAUUAAAUAGCCAGUUCUGGUCUCCGAAUCAAUCAGUCACAAUUUAAGGCUGAAGUUUCAUGUGAUGAAUGCUUGAGGUUUGUUGUUGAUGGUGGUCAGGGGUCUCUGAGGGGUUUUACUUUGUUUAAAAGGUCAUGCAAAUAUGGAUGUGGCUCUCUCUGAGUGAGUCAUGCAGGCAUUCGUUAAGAAAAUAACAAAAUUCAACAUAUACAAUGUUGGAGCUCUGGAAGUUUGAGUUAAAAAAUGAUUGGAUGUUUUAGCUGCACUGAAACCAACCUUCAGUUUCAGGGCCUGCCUCACAUAUUUGUCAAGUAAAACACAAAAUUUUGCACCAAAUGCAGCAACCAGAGGAGUCUACAGCAGGAAAACAUAAAAACCAGCCACAUAAGGACAUGAAGCCCCCAGAGACCUCAGUAUCUCCACAGUAACAGCUCCACCUCACUGCCAGGACUGUGAGAGCGCAGACGUCCCAUUGUUUUAUGGAGCUUAAACACAGCGCAGAGCCAGUCAGACCGAACACUGAUAGAAACAAGGAGACCCCAAACAGCAACAAGGGUCCUAUAACUCCUCCUUCUCUGCUUAAACAGCAUUUUUCUCUGAAUAAAGAGCAGGAAUGUGGCGAGAAAGAGUCAGAAGAGGUGCAUAAUACAGAUUUUCUUUCAUAGAGGCCAAGAAUGAGUUCAACACAGCCGAGCCAGGCAUCUCUGUGACGGAUGAGUUUUAACUUUCCAAAAGACUGGAGGGUGAAAAUAAUCUGGUUAUUUCAGUUCAACCCUAAGAAAUGAAGGAGCCGUUAAAAUGUUACAUAACAUGAAACCAGAUCUGAUCUGCAUGAAAAAUCUGAUCUUUACCUGCAUUCAUAUAAAUCUCCCUGGAUUCAUAUUUUAUGAGCUCAUUCAACCUCCAUAAAUGCCCAGGUUAGUCUCCAGUAGUUUCUUUUUCGUCAAAACCAAUACUUUCAUUAAAAGCUGAUCUUAAAUUCUUCCUUCUAGUUCGUUUGAUGGUUUUAAAACCACAUUUCUUCCCUUUAUUUCACAUUAUUUCCAUUAUAAUCACUAUAUCUGCUCAGUGAAAAUUAAAUAUUCAGUCGUUUUGCAUUUUCUUGUAUUUUAUUUUUUAAAAAUGUCCCUAGUGGUGACUCAAGGAACUGAUUUUUUUUAUUGGCAUUAGCUUCAGUUUCCUCGGCCAUGCUCCAUAUUUGCUUGAAAGCACAUUGGCCAUUAUUCAAUGAUACGUCUAUGAGGUUUCAUCCUGUAUAGGUAAAAGUUAGUAAUAGACAACUUUAUGUCAAGACUCGGUACUGCACAGUUUAAAGUCCAUUUUUCAACUUUCAAAGUUUUCAGAUCAAGUAUACCGUAUUUUUCGCACUAUAAGGCGCACCGGAUUAUAAGGCCCACCAUCAAUGAACGCGUCUAUUUUUAUACAUAUUAAAACCUAUUUCUGGUUCUUCAUCAACAAAGUCACAUCACCUUCUGCCACCUCCUGAUCGGACUGUGGAUCACAAUGCUAAAGCCGAAACAUCAGACCAGUUUAAGUGAACUUAAUGUUCGCCAUACAUCCCAACUUACUCAACCAAGAGGGCUCCGUAUCCCAUUAGGCACAUGUUUUUCAACAAAGUUAAUGGAAACACAAGCAAUUGAAGUUUCUCAGGGUAAAAGCUUCAGCUGACUCAGAGCAGUGACACAUGUUAAUCCAAAGGUCAAUCCACUUGGAGCGAACGGCAGGAAAAGAAAGAGGAAAGUAUGUCAAACAGCGGGAUGUUAUUAAUAAAGCCGCAGGUUGGAGUGAUUGUUCUGUUAUCGUUCGAACGGCAUGAACAGAUUUCUGAGAAUAAAAACAGUUUAAGCGGAGAGUUUAAAAAAUUUUCUUAGUUAUCUGAAGUACCUUUAAAUGCUGCAGUUAACUGUGGCUGUGAGUUUAAAAGGACAUGUAGAUUUCUGUCAAAUGAAUCCUGAAGUAAAAAAAAGCUCAUGGAAAGAUACCGUAUCAUGACAGAAGAUAAAAAAUGUCUUAAUUUUGUCUCAUUAAAAAGAAAAAUUAACAUUUUAUGUUAUCUCAGGUCAUCAAAACAGCAUCUAACAUACAAAAUUUCUCAAAAAUACACAAUGUUCCUUUGUUUUUUUUCCUUUAAAUUACACCUAAAACGGAUGAACAUACAGUUGCUGCAGAUAGAGGUGGCUUUCCUUUUGAUUUAAAGCUCCUGUGAGAAUUUUUUUAGCUGAUACCAAACUGACUGAAAUUAAUAUUAUGUCUUUACAACCCACAAUAGCAAAAAAAGACCACUAACAAGAAGAUUAACUAGUUUUAUGUCUGAAACUGAUGGUGGGGGGUGGGUGUCAGCGAUAAGUUUAACUGCAUGAUUUCAACAACUGUUAUUCAAGAGGUGAUAAAACAGCUUGGUAAAGAGAGCAGGAUAAAUUAUUUUUUCUUGAAACACUAACUUAAAAUUUAUAGAACAAAAUCAGCAGAAACCCCUCUGUCCACAGGGGGUGCCAAAAUCAACGCAAACUGUAAGUUACCCACAGGAGCUUUAAAAUAGAGGGUGUAAACAUUCAAUCACAUGGAUCUAUAAGAACGAAACCCCCCAUUGAUAAGUUCAAUUUGAGUGUUUUCAGGGUAAAUCAAGCAAGUUUAUUUAACUAACAAACUAAAUACGGAACUUGAAAAAAAUAGUCUUGUUGAAUCCAAUUUUUGUGAUCACAACACAACAAAAACACUUCUUUUUCAGCUUGUCCAUGCAGAUGUGUAGAUCUCAACCAUCACAAAUGACAUUUUCUUGAUGUUUACUCAACACGCAACUUCAAAAUUUUAAGGCAUUUUUCCCUAAUUAAUGAUUUUUUGUUUCAUAAACAUAUGUAGAAGUAGGAAAAAUGGACUUUGUGAGGUUUUAAGGAGGUGUUAGGUCCUGCAGGUUGUCACAUUUUAUCACAUCCUGGUCUAAAACUGUAAGUCCAGAACUGUUUAGUAGAUUAAAACCUAAAGUAGUAAACAAAAGUUAUUCUCCAGAUUGUUGAAAUGAAGCCUGUUUGGGUGUUAUUACUUCAGCGCAGGUAGGAAACUCUGAAACUGAAUCAUGAAGUCAUUUUCCAAGAUCAACAACUGAAUCAAUCAACAGAAACUAAAUAUGCAACUCCCUUAUGACAUGGAGGUUCUUGCUUAAUCCAAUUUUGUUAUCAAAACACAGCAGAAAUACUUUAUUUUUUUCAUCAUACCAUUCAGAAAUUCAGAUGUUCUUUGCUUUUUGCUGUUAGAAAUGUGAUUUUAUAGAUGUUUUGAAGUGUCAGCAAGAGAAUAAAGAUAUGACUCAGCAUGCCAAACAGAAACUUAGGAACUUUUUCCUCUGUUUUUGUUGAUCAAAAAGUACUUAUCGUAAAGGAUUGAUUGCUGUUUCCAAUUAGUAUGAGAUCCUCCAGAUUGUCACAUUUUGUCACACACUGUCCAAAACUGUUACUUGAGACUUAUUUGUUAUUAAAGGUUAUUUUCCAGCCAAUCAAAAUGUCAGCUGUUUGAGUAUUUUUACGCGGAGACAGGUUAAAAAAAUUUGGAAUUGACAUAUAAAGUGCUUUUUCAAGAUUGAAAUCCUGCAUUUUCAACAAAAUUGUGAGCAAAAUAAGUGAAUAAACAUCUUUCUCACAGCACAGAGAUGUUAGCUGAUGAACUGCAGGUACUUUUUAAAGAGCUGUAUUAAACGUGAAACCUCUCGUAGCCUCUCACCUGAUUUCCCGGCCCCCGGGCUCCCCAGCAGGGCCAGCUUGAUGUCGUUCAUGCCUGCGCUCUGUCAGCUCCUCGGCUCUGUGUCAGAUCUGGGUUAACGUCUGUGGCUCUCUGAACGCUCCUUACAGUCCGAGCUGGAUAGGAGUACAGGACGGCCCCCCUCUCCUCCUCUUCAAAGAGCUGUUUUACUUUUUAAAGCCGAAGGGAGAGAGGCGAGGAGAGAAGAGGAGAGGAGAGGAGAGGGGGAGGAAACAAGCGCCCCCUUCUUCCCCCUCUCCGUCUGUCUGUGUGCCAAACUUUCCUCCACGCUCUCACACCUCUCUUUUCUCUGUUUUCUCUGCCUCACUCAUGUAUCCAACAAAGCUCUCUCGCCCUCUUUUUCCCUUUCCAUCCGUCUGUUUUCCUUCUCUCUUUCCCCUCUUGCUCACAUAUAUCUCUCUUUUCCGUCUCCCCCUCCUACAGAGAGGUUAUUCAAAGGUCACGUCUGACUAAAGCUAUUGUGCUGCUGCUCAAACUCUGGCACUGUAACUGUAGUCCGGCUGCCAUCCAGGGACAUUAGCGUAAUUCUUCAUGCUGUUAUGAUACCAGGGCCAUUCCCACCAGGAAGAAUGAUGGAGUGAUAAAAUUUUAGGAAUGACUGAUUUAAAAAACACUGAGGAUAAGGAGGGAUAACAAAAGCAGAUUUUUAGGGCUUAAAAUGCCACCUGAAAUAUGUUCUUAUGAAACCAAGAUUUAAUCACGAUUGCUUUUAAUGAACACAUUUGUCACGCUCGCAAAAAUUUCCUACUUCAGGAGACGUUUGCCUCAGAGUGUUUUUAUUGUUUCUCGUGAUAUCCGGUGUGAAAUAAGGGCGCUCCUGACAUUUAGAGAGUGAUUCAUGGUCUGAAUGAUGCUUCUGUUAAAAGUCAACUUUUUUCUUAAAACUCCUGCAACGAGUUUUUUGGCAUUUAUGAAAAAGGCCAAAAUUCAUACUUAUGUACAGAAUACGAGACAGCCAUGAAUUUUUCUUUUUUCGUGAUAAUAAAUUAUUGUAUUUUUGUUAUUUCAACAUAACAAAGGCUAUGUUCACACUGCAGGUCAAUUCUGAUUUUUUAACCAAAUGUGACACAUAUCUGAUGACAUAUUCUAAUUUUUUCAAAUCCGACCCAGGCCUCUUUUGUAUGUGGAUGAAAGAGAAAACAAAACUGUUAUAUUGCACGAGAAAACAAACUGUUUUAUUGAGAUAACAAGAUAAUAAGUUGUUAUCACAAAUCCAUGGCCGUUCUUGUCUUCAAUACUAUGAUAUGCAAAAUCAAACAAGACUAUCGGUGAUAACAUUGACUAUCCUUAGUGUCAGAAACUGGUGGGAGGGAGUAGUUGUCAGCCCCGCAGCGUUAGAAACAGCCCUAUGAACAAUGGAUUUGACCGUUAAAGAUCAGCAGGAUGAGGUUUUUGUCAGAAACGCCACUUCAGCAUGUACAGGAAAAAAUAAACAGAGACUGCUUUGUCCACAGGGGGCGCCAAAGUUGGCAAAACCUGAAAAUUCCCCACAUGAGCUUUAAUCAAGAUCAUCAUGGUUUCUACUUUCUGAUGGAGCUGGACCAACGACUUCUUCCUAUUUUUAAAGCUCCUGUGAGAAACUUGUGUGGCGCCUCCAUGUGGUCAGACUUCUUAUAGCUUUGUUCAUUUUGCCCCAGAUGUGUUAGUUUUCUAACAAAAUAUCUUCCCUUGCUUAUUUUAAUUUUAAAAUGGAUCACUCAUGAAGAUGUUUCUGUAAGACACAGCCUUGUAGCUUCAUGACAGCUCCCCCUGCCAAUGGCUUUUAGACAUUACAAGUAAACAUGUGGAAAUGAUCAGAGUUGUUGCUGAUGGGCUGGUUUGCUUUUAUAGGUCAUAAAGAGGCACCAGAAUUAAUUUCAGUCUGUUUUGUUAGCAGAUAAAAAUCUCCUCGCAGGAGCUUUAAAACCUAAUGGAGUGUAAAUAAGGACAGAGUACUUCCUUGAAACGAUUAAAACGACACAUGUCCUCUGAAAUGAAUGCAAACAGAAAGCAGCUCAGACUAAAACCAACUCUAGUUUACUUUCCACCUGACAGAUCUGAAGGCUGUGAGAUCACUUCUGCAAAUGUAACACCAAGGUCUGAAAAAAUAUCCGAUUUUCAAAAAAUGGCAGUAACUAUCCGUCAAAUGAGGGAAAGGCUGGAACGACACGUUACUUGCCUUACUGCCAUCAUGUGUAAAAACAAGUCAAUGGUAUCUUGAAGCACAACAAUUUUCCAAUUCUGUUAAUUUCAGGGGUUUUUAAAAUCUGAUUAUCGUUUUUUUUUUUUUUUUGAAAUAAAAAGGUUUAAAACUCCAAUAUUGUCAAAAUUACACCUUUAAAGGAGUGUUGCUCUUUUUUGGCCUUAACGGGCUUCUGCAUAAGUAAGUUUUGCAUUUCCUUAUAAUGAGGGAACCUGCGUGUUUAUAUCCCCAGGUGGUGGAGUUGUUGUUGACCUCUUUUUAAAAAGGAUCUGGCAGCUUUAUACUGAGUGAAUCAUUAAUAACAUUUGGACCGUGGAAAGUCGUUUUAUUGUAAAUGUUCAAUGUGCUUUUAUUGCGGGGAGGCGGUGAUAUGAUCAGGAAAAAAUGUUCAUUACUUUGGCUUCGUCCUCUUUCAAGCGUGCAAUCACAGCUCAACAGACUGAAGUAGGGCUGCAGCUAUCGAUUAUUUUAGUAAUCGAGUACUCUAUCGAUUAAUCUGUCGAUUAAUCGAGUAAUCGGAUAAGAAAUGUUUUGCUCUCACUGUAAUACUUUGCAUUGAAUCACGUUUGCCUCAUUAAAAACCAUCAGUAACACACAAAACUGAAAUAGGCCAGGUCUUUCAAAUGAAUAUUUUUACUGCAUAAAUCAGGAACCAAAAGUUUUACAUUUUACCAUGUAGUUCACAUGAAACUACUGAAGGCAAGGUCUGCAGAUGGUCUUUUAAUUGCUAUGGUAAUGAUCUUUGCAGUUUUCACUAAACCAGUCACAACUAUUUCCAGGCUUUGGAUCUAAUUUUACUUGUUUAAUUAAUAGGCUGAAAUAAUAUAAUUCUUGGAUACUAACAUAAUUUGACAAGCAAAUGUACAUUUAUUCAAUAUAUAAAAGUGUUACAUUUUUAUUUAUUUACUUGUGUGUUGGUCAUUUUGCAGCCCUCUGCUGCUCAUCACACGCCUAGCAGCAGUGGCGGUUCUAGACCAAAUUACUCCCCGGGCGAGCACCCCCCCCCCCCCCCCCCCAACACACACACACACACACACACACACACAAAGAGAUGGUUUUGUAUUACUAUGUAUUAUUAUUAUUAUUAUUAUAACAACAAAAAUAAAAUAUUUCUUAAUUGCAGAAAUCCUUCAAUAGAAAAAAACACAAUCCUGAGGGCCAUUUUGAGAAGGGCCCCCAGAUCCUGAGGUUUUCUGAAGUGUUAAGGUUUACAAAAAAGCUGCUAUCUCGGCCUCUGUAGUAGAUAGAAACAAAAUUCAAAAAGUAUUUGAGAGCUUAAACAUGUGGCUUUCAAGGAAGCUCUCUUUUAGUUUUGUGAACCUUCAUCACAUUUUUGAAAACCUAGAACAAACAAACUUAAAUGAAAUAAAGCGGCUGUAUAAAUAAAAGUAAAGGCUCUGCACUGGAGAAUGACAAAUAAUUUGCUUUCUGUAAAACAAGUGGCAGUCAUGAUAAAGUGUCCAUUCAAUACAAAUGUAAAUAUAGAAAAUAAGGUGUUGAAAGGGUAUACAGCUGCCCCAGUAUAGUGCCAGUACAAAAGCAGAACUAAACACUAAAAAAUGAAUAAAUAAAUACGUGGCUGACAGUGUGUUCAUCUCUGUUCUCACCCAAAGUCAUGCAACACUCAGAGAAAACGCUGAUAGUGUGAGCCAAAGCACUCCAUAUGAAGAGGUUGUUCACACUGCUGGAUGUUUCUCCUCUGAAGCUGCUCUCUACCUCCGUCAUUGUUUACUUUACUCAUGAAGCUCAUCAAGCACGUAGCAAGAUCCGAGCAUGAACCCGAGCGCUUUAUUCGCCUAUCAAAGGCAGACGGGUACGGUGAUUUCAUUCACCGCGACUCCAGAAAUGAUUAAAAAACUACAAAAUGACGUAUCCGCGCUCCCGCUGAUAUGCUGACAUGCGUACACAGAGCAGAGCUGUCCCCCCGCGACUCUCUCCCCGCCUCGUCUCACACAGUCUGUCAGCCUCUGUGCAGCACCUUCGGAGCAAACAGGGGCGCCUACAGCAGCGGGGGAGCGCCAAUUUGACAACAAGAGUUAAUACAAAACCGCUUUGCGGUUAAGAUUUAUUAUUAUUAUCUUUUAUUUUAUUUUUUUGGAAGUGCUCGUGCCGCCCCCCAUGAGUCAUGACACAAAUGCCGCCCCGGGCGGCUGCCCUGUUCGCCCGUGCCUAGAACCGCUACUGCCUAGCAGGUGGUGUAUAGCAUUAUCACCAUGGAUACACGGAUGUUUGUGUGAUUUUUUUCAUCCACUGCCGCCCGGUUUGUGUCGUGUAGAUGUUGAUUAUGAAAACACUUCGCAAUAAUUUGGAAACGUGAAGGGGGAGCUGCUGCUGCCCGGUGUUUACGGUAAAUAGACGCAAACACCGACCAAGUGGACGCUUCGGUCUCCGAAAACGCCGAGACAAAUUUACAAACAGCCACUAUUUCAAACAACUGGGCUCAUAAUCGUGAUGUAAACACUUACUUUCUCGCUAGAAAAAAUAUUAUUAUUGAAUGAAUUUAUAUAAUUUGUCCGGUAUGCAGUCGUUCUAUGUAGCUUGUGGUAGGACUAUUUAAAUUUUCCCGGCGCUGCGUCCGGCCGGCACGAAAUGCAUUCUGGGGUAUUUAGUAUGUAUGUGUGUAAACGCUCGGGCAGCCGCGGCAUACUCAAAUCAUCUUUGAGUAGUCAGUAGGCAGUAGCUACUGCUUGAGUAGGUAAGUAGAUAGCAGGCAGUAUGCCAUUUCGGACACAGCUUCUGUCUGUCCUCGUUUCCCUCCAUGAUUGAACCAAACGCGCGGCAGCGGAAGGAGCGGAAAGAGCACGCUUCUGCGCAACAGAAAUAAGCGUCCGUGUCAAACACCGUGCGCUGCACAUGGUUCCGGAUUUAAACGAUUCCUCGAGGCAUAUAAUUUGCCUCGAGGAAUUUUAUUAAUCGAGUUACUCGAGUUACUCGAGUAAUCGUUUCAGCCCUAGACUGAAGUAAUACAGUAAAACUGAGGCUUUGAGCGGCGUGCAGAGGUAAUGACACGAAAGGGUCAUGAAUAAAAACAUUGAUUAGAGCAUCGGUCAAAUAUCUGACAUCAGACUCAAUCAGCUCAGUGAUUAAUCCGUCUCCUUCAUCUCCAGUCACCACACAAUGUGGCACACAGUAAAUAAAUCAUCCGCCUGUUGUUUGAUUUCAGCCACACCACCGACAGCCAGCAAAAUGAAUUUUCUUUUGACCAAAACCACAUUUUCGUCCCCUCUGACCCUCCUGCACGCUCGUUCUGGGGCACGACGGGCCCACUUCCAAACAGCCUUCAUUUGAUCUCAUAUCUGCGUGCGUGCAAAGUCGACGACCCUCGUCCAAAACAGAGUCUUAAAUUUUGCUUUUGCCUUUACAGAGAGCUGUCAGGACUUGGCUACACUUACAUUGAUGUUAACAGCAUUUCCCAAAAGAAAAAAAAAGCGAUUUAGAGCCCUCGUUUAGGGUUGUUAAAGAGUAUUUACAUACCUGCUUGAUGAUCGUUAUAGUUGGACUGAAGCCCCCCCAAAUUUGGGGUUUUCAUCGUCCAAUCCCUUCAAACAUGACAUACAUAAACAUGGAUUCUACAUCAUUUUAUAAACACAGUAUUUUAUUCCAUAUGUUAGUCUUUGCGUCAAGUAAGCAGCCAAGCACAAUGGGAGUUUAAAAAAGCUGCAAAACCUCUUUUUCAGGAGUAAUGAGCUUUAAGGAUGUUAUCUUUUCAUUUAGUAAUGUUUAAAAUACCAUUUACUCUGAAAUUUUGGCUUGCAUGAGGCAAAAUAAUUGGUAACAGAUAACUUUACAUCGAUUGAGCGUAUAUCAGGACUGAAGUCAUCAGAGCAUUUUAAAAAAUACUUUGCCUUGCUAUCAUAAUAAAGGAUAAUUCUAUGAUAAAAAAGAGAUUAUUUUGCAUAUUAAGAUAGAGCUGAUGACACUGAAUGCACCAAAAUGCAUCUGCACAAGAAGGAAACUCGAUAAACUGCUUUUUUUUUACUCUGUAAUGGUGGAGAAAACAGGAUGAAGUAGCUUCUUGUGGUUCACUUAUCUGCACUCAAAGAUCUGCAACACAGACUGAGAGGAUGUAAAGAUGAUAUUGACAGAGUGAAAAAUGAGUAAGAAGCUCUUCAGAGGAGAGUCCACAGAAGGUCCUUUUUUAUCAGAAAAAUGUACUAAGGUAAUAGCUUAAAGUUCAGAAAUUAGAUCAAGCUUUUCAGUGGAGAAAACAAGCUUAAGUGCCUUUUCAGUGGAGAAACUGAUGCAUAACGCCUCCUGCCUCCUAUUUUCUCAUACACAACUGAUAAAGUUAUAGUGUCAAGGAAGUCCAGUGGAGAAAAUCUAAAAGUGUCUCCUGUGAGGAUUUUUUAAUGGAGAAAGUUUUGUGCACAACAUCCUUUAGUGGAGAAAAGUUGAUAAAAAUUUAAGUUACAGGGGAGAAAAUGUUAAAAAUUUAAAGAAAAGUGUCUUCUUCAGUGCCCCACCAGAGGACUUCAGAAGAAACAACAUCCUAGUGGAGAAAACUUGGAAAAGGGUCCUUUGGGAGGCCCUCCAAAUGGAGACGGUUUACCAUACAGUCCCUGAACAGCCUCCUAUGGAGAAAGUAAGAGUAAAAAUUCUGGUGGGGGGGAAUGUAGUGCACCAUUAGAGGACUUCAUGUGAUUCGAUGCCCUCUAUGGUGUCAUCCUAGUGAAGAUGAUAUGAAGUGCUACUCAAAUGGAGAAAAUUUGAAGCAGUUUCCUCCCAAAAGCCUUUGCAGUAGAAGAGAUUCAUAGAGUUCCCUCUAUUCUGCCUAUUUAGCAGAAAAAGACAGAAUUAAAAGGCCACCAGGGUGGUUGUCUUUUGGAGAAAACGGAGUAGCGCCAAAGUGGAGAAAAUUUUAAGCACCGAUAAUAAUGGGGAUUGGUAAAAAUGUGACACAUUAGCCCUAAGCGUAUUCCUUGAUUGGAGAAAAUGUGGUUAUGUGUCCACCAGGGUAGCACUGUGGUGGAGCGAUUGCCCAAUGGCUGGCCUUAGUGGGGAAAACAUGGUAAAAUACUUCCAAAAAUGCCUCUUUUUAAGUAUUUUAAAAUGAACAAUAUUCUCCUUUAGGAUCAUUUCUUCUAAAGACAGCAGCACUGAGCUCCUUUAACACUCUCUCUAGUAAAGAAAAGGUGACAGAAAGUAAAAAUAUCUACAAAAAAAUCGUUCCUGAUCACGAACCAGUCAUGUCAGAGUUUUAAUCAGCCUUGAAUGCUGAAACACUUGAUCUUUAUGACCUCAAUCAGCUACAUGCACUUUGUGUUAGUAAAACAUUAUUCUCUUAGAGCAUGAAAUGCUUCAUAAAACCACUUUUCUUUUCAUGGUUCUCAUUGUGAAAACAUCCUGUUGUAAUCAGAAAGAAACAAAUUCCUGUGUUCAACUUCCAAAGGUGAGGACACAUUGGACAGCCCAGCCAUCCAUGGCAGCUUUUAAUCAGGCAGAGAGGAAAAACCAUUUCUCCUGAGAGGAUCAACACGUGGCUGCGGAGGGGCUUUCACAUGAGCAACGCCGUCAUGUGCCCACCAAACCGCACACACACCAAGAAACACAUUAUCCUCACCAGCUGCAUACCAACGCACACACACACAAUCAGCAUCAAAGGCAGCACAACACAUCAGCUACAUCUUUGCAAAACUUCAGCGCACCAUGAACCAGUCUGGAAGGUUUCUGUUGACUCUUUAUAAUGAGAUUAUCUGCGGUGUAUGGCAUGGGAAGAAAUCACGGUGAAUGAUUCGAUCUUGGCCAAUCAGGAGACUGCCGCUGCCAAACUAAAUGGUUGCUGUUUCUAGAUGUCAGUCUACAUUUGGUGGGCAGCCUGAUAAAUAUACCGGGGCUCUAAUAUCAAACAGGCAUCAGCAGCUGUUGUUCUUAUUCCCAUGUCCUUAAAUAACACUGUUUCAUGGCGCCUUGAGUCUCAUAAAACACUUGAAAUUCCUCAGCCAGCUUAGGUCAAGUUUAAGCGUCAAAUAAGGUCUGCAGCAGGACUCUUCUACUACUGAGCCGUACUGUUGUAUGAUCAGAAUGAGGUUUGGCAUUGGGUAAUAUCUUGAUGGCUGUAUACAUGUAGAGCUACCUAAGGACCCCAAAGAUCAUAGCCUGUAUUCUUUUUUGUGCAGUUUCAUGCAGAGGAAUAUUAUUCUGAAAGACUCUACUUCUCUUAAACGCCCUUCUAUAUUCAGUUAUCCAGUCAUAUACAAGUACAAAAGCACCUGAAGUGUCUUUAUACUAUACCUUUUUUACUACUUUGUGUUCUCAGUGGUCUUUAAAUUGUAAUUGUGGUUUUUAGCCAAAAUCACGUUACCUGUGUCAUUUUCAAGGACUGUUCUCCUGCAGAGCUCCAGUAGCUCAUUAGCAAUUCACCUCUGAGUCGUGGACGGAGACAGCGCUGCUCUGCACACUCCUCUUCACACUAGCUUGUAGCCUAACAUUGCCUGUGUAAUAGAAGUGUCAGGUAACAUAGGAGCUAUUCAGCUCUCAGACACUAAUGUUUUUAGGGACAUGAUGAAAGUUAAUAUCAUAAUUAGCUUUCUUACGAACAUUGAAAUCCGCAAACGCACACACUUAAUCUGCAAUUGUCUUCUCUAUUUCUCAGAGUCUGGCCUGCGGGGGCGGAGCUUGGAUUUGUGAUGUAGGAAAUCUCACUGUGUCUGAGCCUGCCGCUUGGGUCUGCCAGAGAGUCGCAGCGAUUUGAAUACACAAAUACUCAAUUUCGCACUUAUUUUUCUCCUGAUAUGUCCUGUAGUAUCAGAAAAAUGCCAUAUGAACAUGUAGACAACAAGAAAAACAUGAUUUUCAUCAGAGUGGGUCUUUAACACAACUUUUCCAGUGCUCUCCUGCCCCAACUCUUUCCAAACAUGUUUUCACCCCUCUCAGUUUUGCACAUCUUUAACCUUCAGUCAGACUGGAUUCAUGUGUUGCAUGUGGAAGCACCUGUCCAAACCCCAACAUUGCACAUGCCAAUCUUCAUCUCAUCGAUGUCUCCUUCUAUUUUUUCCCUAAUUUUAUCGAUGCUUUGAUGUGAUGGAUUUGUAAUGAUAUGACGGUGGUCUGUGAGUUUUAUGCUCUCAAAAGCAUCCAAAUCUCUCUUUUCGGUUAUCUCAAGCCGAAUAUGAAAAUUUACGAGCAACAUUACCUUGCUUUAGCGUGAUAUCCCACAGCUUUUAUAAUCAGACGCCGUCAGAAACGAGGCUAAAUAUGUCAAACUGAGCCAACUAUCUUGCCUCUUACAAAGAUAAGCUUCAGCUAUAAAAUUGAAAGAUGGAUUUUACAUUUAUUUGUAGCUUUUUCUCUCAACACAGUCCAGAGAAAACCUCACGCUCUUAUCCUAAUCCAAGCUGGAGAUAAAUCAUGAAAACCACAUAAAUGCCAUAAUGUAGCAGACUUUUUAGUUGGGCCAUUAGUCUCUAAAGAUACAAAGAAAACUCCUGCAGUGCAUUUUCAAGUUGAAUUGUGUGCAGCAUUAUAAUCGUUUUGUGUCAUAUCCCACAGCUUUUACAAUAAAGUAAAAAUAUGCUUAAACCCCUUACCUGUUACUUUGAUAAGAUUUGGUCAUAAAACUCAAAGGAGGGAUGUUUGGUCCUCCCACUCUGCUCUCAACACUGUCCAGAGAAAAUAUCACACACUUAACCCCACUUCCAGACAUGAUGAAUCAGGAAAAUAGCUUUUAAAUCCAACAAGCUAUCAGGACCGUACAACAUAAUUUUAACAGACUUUUGCAUGAAUGUGUUAUUUCUGGGUCAUCCAGAGGAGAAAUAGAGAAUUUCUUCAGAAGAGCAGCUUGUGGGACAUUGAACCCUUAAUGCUUUAUGAAUUAGACGGUGUCUUUUUGGAUAGUUUGAGUGAAUAAAACCUUCACUUUGUGCUUAAAUAUGAAUCAUCAUGAUUCUCUAAGACUGAGAGAGCUCAAAAUAAAGGCUGUCCUCUAAUACAAGCCUGAUUCAAAUAAAGGCCUGGCACCUUAGACUGUAAAAGAAAAAAAAAGAACUAACCUAUAUUUGAGGAUUUACGGUAAUUUGUCUUCUCUGGUGAAACACAUCAGAGAAAAAUUUCACUUUUUGAAAACUUCCUGCCUCAUCAUGGUGACCCAGCUGCCAGUGAAAAAAAGACGAUUUAGUGUUUUGUUCAGAAGUUUGAUUGAAUCUUUACCUUUUUUGAAAUGUAUUAAAGUUUUUUGAAGAAUUGAGUCUUGAAAAACUUCCUUAAAAUCAUUAAAAAAACACAUUUUUCAUAACAAAACUCCAGCUUCAUUUAAAAAUGACACUUUUCAAUCUCAACAGGGUAAAACAACAUUAACCUGAUAAAUUCAUAUAUUUGAUUUUUUAUUUGCAACAUGAACAUUCUUAGUGCGUUUAAAAGACAGUUUGUUAGAGCUGGAUCGUUAAAGAGUCUGCUCAGCCAGCUCCUCCUCCUCGUCAUCUUCAUUCUCAACAUUUCGGUCAGGAUGCUCUCAAGCUCAUCCAUCUUGGAGGUCAUGUUCCUCUCUUUCUCGGUCCACUCCUCUGUCUUCUCCUUAUGUGUCCUCAGAAGGAGCUGAAUGGUGUCUUGUAAGGAGCGUCUUUUCUCCUGCCACUGACUCUCCUGGAAGUCCGAUGCUCUUCAGCUUUCUUUUUAGCAGCUGUGGUUUCAUGAAUGACGUUUGCAGGUCCACAAUCUGUGCUGUGAAGGAGGACUGGAUCUUCUGGAUCUCUUUCUGAGCCUCCUCUUUGACCUUUCAUUCAUAGCGGUCUUGUGCAGCUGCUCUGUGUGCUGCUCUUUGUCCCAGUGAGUUCUGAUCCACACAUAUUUGUUGGGAGUUCCUUCCUGUCUCCCAGCAAUCUGAAAGCUCAGGGCUUGAUAAAGCAGAUCCAUCUGGAUCUUCUGCAGGUGGAGGCUGAUCUCCUCCACCUCUUUACUCCAUGCAGCAUGGCUCUGGAGUGCAGGGAACAUUUUUUGUAGCUGUCCUCAGCAGAGCAGCUUGUUCUUGCUGCAGCUUCUUGCUGAGGUUGGGGAUUCCUGAACUCCUGCUCAGCCUCUUUAUCCUGCUCCUCACUUGACUGAAGUUCAGCUGAGCACUUUUCCAGAGCUUCAUGAGCUGUCUGUAUCAGCUCAGUGCUGUCUUGGGCCUCGGUCUGUGUGCUGUGAACACAGAUGGAACAUAAGGAACCGGCUAUCUUACCUCUUAAAAGCCGUGGUCAUAAAAUUAAAAGGUGAUGUAUGCGGUAUUCACACAAACCAAACUAAUGAUAAAUCAAGAAAAAGAGCUUUAAAGUGAAAUCUUAUCAAAACUUAAAGUGAGGAAGUGAGUCUUAAAUAACCAGAUAAAUACAUCCUAAACAAACUGAGUGAGAUAGCUGAGUGUAUCAGACUAAUGUACACUCUUGAGUCUGAUCUAAACAUUACAUGAGGGCCUUAUCUCAAAGAGGUCCACCACAGCUGGAGGAGCUUUACCCUCCUCUUCUCCUUGUGUGCUGGUGAUUCACCAGAUUUUAGACGGUCUUUUGAUGUCCUUAAAUGAAACAUCUGCACAUUACUCCACAAAAAGGAAGAGAGACGGAAAGCAGACAUGUGACCGAGGUUUACUGGCCUGGAGAAAGUGGGUUUAAAAGACACUAGAGGGGAAUAAAGCUUCCUUUGAAAAUGUCUCACGGUCAAUUUCCUCCAUUUUAUCUGGACAUGAUCCACGAACCCCUGAAAGCUCGGCUCGUGUUUCUCUGUAUUUCUUCAUUUAAUAACUGACAAUUUUUACAUCCUGGUGGAUAUACACGUGGAUAAACACUGAGUUUGAAGCCAGCACAGAGAGGGUUUUAUCAGCGGCUGCUACAGAUUUUAUCCAUUUGAAUCAUUUUUAUGGGCUUCAGGGAGUAGAAUCUAUUACGGCGCAGCUUUUUAGAGAUUAUAUUUCAUAGAAAAGCAUUUUGGCAGAAACAAACGAAAGCUCUCUGGCUCAAGUGGUCACACUAUCAGAGGGUUGUCACUUUGCACUCUGUCCUGUUUGACAAAUGACUCUGAGGUGAAUCUUGGAGGAACAAAAUGUCCUUAAAAUCCUCACGUAGAGCUGCAAAUGAAAAACCAACAUCAGCAACAACGCGGACUGAGCAGACCACCAGUGACUGCAGCAGAGUCCAGGACAAACAGAGGCUGACAGCACUGAUGGAUUAAUCCGGAGAACAUGUUUAAUAGACGACAACAAGAGUAUUUACUCAGAUAUUUUUAUCAAAAGUGAACGUUUUUUUCUGCUCUCAUGUUAAUAUGACAUCUUUCCCCUAAAUAACAAAGAAAACUAUUUUUUCCAAGAAAUCUACAAGUACCUUUCUGGUAAGUUUGCAGUCCUGAAUUAACCCCAGUUUCAUUUUAAAGAUGUGGCACCAGUACAGUCCCAGACACAAGCUCGCCCCCUGGUGGAGGGGUAGAGUUCCUUUUCAGAAUAGAAAACAGAAUAAAAUGCUUUACCUCUACAUGUUCUUUAUUUAGUAAAAUGCUUUAAAGCACGAAAAUAACAACCCUGCAGGCAGUGUGCAGUCACAGUAAAUAUUUUCUUCCACUAAGUACGUGUUUCUUCUUCCUGUAGCUCUCCCUCCUCUUCCUCCUGAGCCACCGUGAGCGAGCUCGGUCUGUUUUGUCCUGGCUGGCCGACGGGAACAUCUGAUCAGGAAAAAGCUCCUCAAGUUUGCUCAAGAAAAACAGCUCCAGGUUUCGACCGGCCUGAGCCACCUCUGAGUCCGGCUGCAAAGAAAGGAGAUAAUGAAAAAGUUAAUAUCAGGUCAUGUUUUUGUAGAGUGCCGUGAAAUAACAUUUUUCCACAUAUAGCUUUUCAACGCUUGGAAACACCUUUAGAUUUUAUUCAAAGUCGCUGUUUUACAUCAAUUAAAACAUUAAUAUUUGUGAACUCAAUUGUAGUAUUUAUUUAUAAAAGAUAUUGAAGAUAGAUAAAGAUCAAAUGUCAAAUCUAAACCUUAAAUAAUUUUUAACUUAAAUUCCUUUAAAUGUAAAACAUAAAUGUUUGGACACAAAUCUCACAUUAGAUACUUAAUGUCACAUAAUUUGGAAUCUUUAAUUUAUAUCUAAAUUCUAAAAAUUAAAGAUGACAUUAAAAUCCAAAUGUUGAAUCUAGAUCUUAAAUGUGUGUUUAAAUUUUAAAUCAAUGUUAAACCUUUUAUCUUAAUCAAAUAAUGAAUCUUAAAGUAACAUCACUUGUAAACUUACUUUCAAUAAAUACAAAAAUAAAUGUGAAAUUUUCCAAAAGUGAAAUCAUGGAAAUCUUUUACACUAAAGUUUUAUUCGAAAUUUUGCAAAUUAAAUAAAGAUCUAAAUGUUGAACAAUGUGAAAUAGAAAUCUAAAUCUGAACGUUAAACAAUUUUACAUCUUGAAUCUUUACCCUAAAUCUAAAUUCGAAAUAACGUCAAAGCCAUGUCAAAAUAAAUGUUGAAUUCUUAUCUUACAUUUUUUAUUUAAAUCUUGAAAUUUUAAUGUUUAAUUUUAAAGAUAUUUUCAAAUCUUUAUGUCAUCAGGUUACUUGCAGGAAAAUUUCCACAUUUUUCAUGCUGCCUUUUCUUACAAGCUCAGACUGACUUCAUGCUGAAAUUUUACUGGGAAAAGUCUGGGUAAUGUCAGGACAGUUUUGUGCAUGUGUGAAAACAGAUAAAAUAACAAGUGGGUGUUGCAAAGGUGAUCCAUGUGGGGGGAAUUCGUCUCUCCAAACCAUGUUUACAAAAUCCAUAACUCUUGUGUUUAUGUCAGUGUUGAUGGAUCCAUAUCACGGCUGACCUGGACAUUAAUAAAACCUGUGUACUACCCAAACUCUGCAUGUAGCUCUCUGUGUUUAAUUACACCCUCACAGAUCUGCUUACAUGGUUAUAGGCGCUUGUUAAACUUUGGAGGUACCACCAGAAGUUUGAAUGUUUUUGGCAGUUGAAACAACCUGAUUGGCAGCCUCUACAUACAUAUAAAGGAAUAAAAAAGUGUUCCAGUUACGCACAUGUGGAACUUAUUCUCUCAGGCUGCGGCGCAGAGAUGAUUCAAUUACAGCAGAAAUUAGAUUAUUAGUUGGUGAUCCACCCGUUCUCUAACGACCUUGUGACAAACUCACGUAGUUGAACGUAGCACAGUUCUUGAGCAUCAGCAGCACGUCAUCCACAAACUGCUCGGCGGUGAAGUAGUGCAGAGUGUUGCUUUUGUCCAGCUUCCUGCGGAUGACGGACAGGUCGAUGGGCCUCUUUAUGAUCUGGUAGUAGUUUCUGGCCUGGAGCGAGUCCACAGAGAUUAGAUCACUAUUGUUUUCAUUUUAACACUGUACUCUAUUAUGGAGGUUAACUGGAACAGUUGACAUGUACAGCACAGUGAGCCAGCUUUCUCUUUGUUUAGGUGAAAAUAACUAUGACAUACCGCUAUCACUUUACCUCUGCACUGAAGAGUUUAAAGUGGGGACGCAAUGUCAGCACUCCUGUAGGUUUUUUUUUUUAACAGGCAAUGAAACUAAAUUCAAGUUGGAAUUGAUGACUUUCUUUGUGCUACAAAAGCAAAUAAAAUUAAAAGUUUUUUACUCCUUUUUUGUUAUUUUUGAGGCUAGAAACAGCAGCCACAGUGUAGGUGUCACACAAAGUCAUUAAAGCUACUGUAAGGAACUUUUAGUUUGUGUUUACAUAAAGUAGUUCCUCUAAUUUCUUGUCCUGUGAAUGUGAAAUCAUACAAAACCUCAUUCUGUUGUCUCAUAAGAGUGAAGUAUAUAAAACUUACUGUGAGUAUUUGUUGUUAGGAAAUGCUGUUUUUCGGCCCGCUGUCAAUCAUGUUGAUUGACACCUACCCCCUUAUGGCCGUUUUAGGCAUAAAAAAAUUACCUCUCUGAAAUAAUCAACCCUCUUACUAAUAGUCUUUUUUGCUUUUGAAGGUGGUGAAGAUGCUUUAGUAUCAGUUUCAGUCUGUUUCUUAACCAGCUAAAAACUCCUUACAGUGCCUUUAACUUUGAGCUGCAGUAACAUUUGUUGACAUUUUGAAUAAAGUCAGCUAUUUGAUAUAGUAUGACUUAAAAAGUGAUUUCUAUAAGUCUCUCAUUACAAGUUUUGGUGUAAAUGUGUCGGACUGACCAGAGGGCUGACGGGUUCGUGGAACGGAGCGCUGAGUGUGUGACAGAACAACAGCAGAGUCAUCUUCUCACACCUCUGCACAGGAGAUAAACACAAACACACAAACACACAAAUACAGUUACGUAGAUAAGCAAAGUUUCCAUCACUUUCAUUUUAUCAUUAUCUGCUGUAAUGAUUCUGCAACCGCCACUAGAAUAAAAUAAGAUUUAAACGACUGAGCUCACCCUCUGGUCCUGGUCGGACAGGGUGUACAGAGCUCUGACUCCUCCACAGGACUGAGCGUCCUCACUGUCAUGGGUCCCCACAGGGUCCUGGUCUGUUCUGCAGAGUGAGCACACCCAGUCGCCUCUGUAAAACCGGAAAACUCGGGUUAUUUCAGGAGCAUAUUUGUUUUCUACUCUUUUCUUCCUUGUUAAUCCAUUUCUACCAAGUUAGUUCUUGUGUUUGUGUGUCCUCGCAGCACUUACAGAGGGGAGCAGGUGAGAGCAGGUAUAUGACAGCCCAGGUGGAAAACUUUAGGGCAGCGGUCACAGCAGAGAAGAUCUCCUCCGUUACGACACGCGGCACAGAAAUCUUCACUCUCCAUCUCCUCAGGUCCUGAUCCAGGUCCAGGCUGCUGAACAGUCGAGUCUUCCUCCUCCUGUGGGCAGCAAAGAUCAGCUCUGGGAUCAUCACUGACUUCCAUUUCGACUAUCUCCUCUUCACAUUUUAUCUCUGGUUCAUCUUCCAGCUCCACAAACUGAUCCUGAUCUGCCUCCAGCUCUGGAUCCAGCUCUAUCACCAAGGUCAGCUCUGGAUCUGGAUCCAAGUAAAAUGUCUCUGAAUCUGUUUUUUCCACAUUUGGCUCCCACUCCUCGGAUCCGGAGUCACACAGGAUGUAAGGCUGAUCUGGAUUGGAUUCACAAUCAAAGCCUGAGUCCUGCUCUGGUUCUUCAGAGGGGGGGCUGUCAGGACAGUACGGCUCGGUCCACAAGGUCGGGGUUAAUUCUGAUUGGUUGAGACCAGAUUCUGCUGGUUUAGACAGAAGUGACGCUUCAUUAUCCCCCAAACUGCUGGUCUGCUGAGGACUCGCUAAGAUGGAAACGUCGGGUUCGAUCUUGGCUUGAGUUUGAGAUGGCAGUCUCACCAGAGACACCACGGGCUGCAGACAUGGCAAGGACACAGACCGGAGGUUCAGUCGCUCCAAGAUGACCACAGGUAUGCUGGAAUUACCCAGAAUUCUUUGGGCUUCUGAGUGAAUCCUGUGGAAAUAAAUACAAGCUCUGUUAAUCGAAUCAAAGACAGCUAAAAUACUUGAUUCAGAUUCAUUAAAACCUCAUCACAAUGAUGCUCAAACAUCUGACAGCUCGCUCCAUGUGUCAUUCUUUACUUUACCUUAAUGUCUCAAAUAGAGGUGCAACAUCUUUUCCAGGUUCUUGUGUUGCAAGUGAAGGGGAGGCUGCUUUUGUGCUUCCAUUGCAAGAUCCAUUUAACUCCUUUUGGACUUCACAGGAUCCGAACCUGCAGAGCUUUUUAAAACACAUUCAUUCAGUGUCAUUUUUUUUUCUCAGAUGUACAAAACCCAAUUCCAUUGAAGUAGGGAAGAUGUGUAAAUCGUAAAUAAAAACGGAAUACAAUGAUUUGCAAAUCCUUUUCAACCUAUAUUCAAUUGAAUACACUACAAAGACAGAUAAAGGAAAUUUAGGGAUUUCAAAAUGUACGGUCCAUAAUAUCAUCAAAAGGUUCAGAGAAUCUGGAGAUAUCACUGCAUGUAAGCGGCACGGCCGGAAACCAACAUUGAACGCCCGUAACCUUCGAUCCCUCAGGUGGCACUGUAUCAAAAACCAACAUCAGUGUGUAAAGGAUAUCACCACAUGGGCUCAGGAACACUUCAGAAAACCACUAUCAGUAAAUACAGUUCCUCGCUACAUCUGUAAGUGCAGGUUAAAACUCUACUAUGCAAAGGGAAAGCCAUUUAUCACAACAUCCAGACACGCCGCCGGCUUCUCUGAGCCCCAGCUCAUCUAAGAUGGACUGAUGCAAAGUGGAAAAGUCUUCUGUGGUCUGACGAGUCCACAUUUCAAAUUGUUUUUGGAAAUAGUGGGCGUCGUGUCCUCUGGACCAAAGAGGUAAUGUACCAUCCAGACUGUUGUCGACGCAAAGUUCAAAAGUUAGCGUCUGGUAUGGGGGUGCAUUAGUGCCAAAGGCAUGGGUAACUUACACAUCUGUGCAAGGUACAUACAGGUUUUGGAGCAACAUAUGCUGCCAUCCAAGCAACGUCUUUCUCAUCGAUGCCCCUGCUUAUUUCAGCAAGACAAUGCCAAGCCACGUUCUGCACGUGUUACAACAGCGUGGCUUCGUAGUAAAAGAGUGCGGACACUCGACUGGCCUGCCUGCAGUCCAGACCUGUCUCCCAUUGAAAAUAUGUGGCGCAUUAUGAAGCGUAAAAUACGACAACGGAGACCCCGGACUGUUGAACAACUGAAGCUGAACAUCAAGUUAGAAUGGGAAAGAAUUCCACCUUCAAAGCUUCAACAAUUAGUCUCCUCAGCUCCCAAACAUUUAUUAAGUGUUGUUAAAAGGAAAAGUGAUGUAACAGAGUGGUAAACAUGCCCCUGUCCCAACUACUUUGACACGUGUUGCAGCCAUGAAAUUCUGAGUUAAUUAUUAUUUACAAAAAAAUAAUAAGUUUAUGAAUUUGAACAUUAAUUAUCUUGUCUUUGUAGUAUAUUUAAUAGGUUGAAAAGGAUUUGCAAAUCAUUGUGUUCUGUUUUUAUUUACGUUUAUCACAAUUUUCCAAUUUCAAUGGAAUCUGAUUUUAUAUAAAGAUCCAGAUCAUAUGUGUAAUUAUUUUGUAGCUCUGUUAUUUGUUUUGAUCUGUUACUUGUUCUGCUGGGACGCUCGGCUCCUCUGCUCUUGUUGCUCGAUUUAAACCGGUCUCAGAUGACUCGGCCUCCAGCGCCUGCUUCACUCUACACCUGGAUACCUGUGGAAACAGGGCGGCCGGCCUUUGGGGAAAGUUUCCAUGACAUCUGUAAGGGUGGCGUGCCAUCUCCAGGAGAUCUGGGCCUCUUGAGGUGAAAAAAACAUGAGAGAAAACACAGAAGAGGCCAGUUUUUAAUCUCCUGUGUGUUCAUGUUUGGCUGCGAAACACAAGAAUCAAAACAAACAACAAAAACACCAAGGAUUAAAACAAGAGGUUGAAUUUCUGAGAGAAUUUGCUGCUCAUUUUUACCCAGGUCAAAUUAAAAUGUGGAGAAACACUUUCUACUAAGAGAUUAACAACUAAUAUGAAGUUUGAAUAUGAUUGAAUCUUACCUGAAAGUCUUUCUGAGGGACAAACAGCAAAACCUCUACUCCAGAAAACCAGGUGAGUGUGUUUCCAGGUCGAUGUGAGCUCUAAAAGAGAGGGAUGGAGCUGUUACAUGUGUCCAGUAUCAGGGGAAUAAUCAGGAUUUGAUAGGUGGAGAGCUCUGUCCCUUGACAUUUCCCUUCUAAACUAGCCUUCAAUGUUACCAUAGCAGUAAUGUGAAGCUAUUAUUCGUCUCUCAUGUAAGAAAAAUUACAGCGUUUGAGUGCCAAGCUUGAAUUAAAGUGCAUUGUUUGAGAGAAAUUCCACCACAGACUGCAUAAAGUUCAAUCAGGUGAAAGCUCAGCAGUGAAAAUUUGUUCUUUUUGGUUUAAAAUCCCAACAGAGUUCACUCAGACCACUGAUAAGUAACAGGCUGUAAAACUGACUCAUGCUGACAGACCAGCUGUAUGUAAAUGUACCUUAACUCUGUCUGUGUCAUUAUUCUUCUUAGUUCAGUCUUUUAUAACUCAAACACUGAGCUAAAGUAGAUCAUUUUGAAGUUUAUACUGAAGGGUAAGACAUUGCUGACAGAUCUAAAUGGAUAUUUAGUCCACUAAACUGGAUCACAGGGAGGGAAACAUGUCUGAUGGUGCAGAAAAUUUAGCAUGCCUAACUGGUUUCCAUCAAAGCUGACCUGGUUUCUGAUGAAAAUCCUCAAAUUGCUCGCAUGCAAUCGCUCAUCUCUCCUUCAUUGUCUAAGCAGAACAGCAGCGUGGUUUUGAAAGACAUGCAACCAAAUACAAAAAUUCACUUGUAUUGAGGGUUAUUGGGGUUGAAGCAGGGUGUUUCGGCGAAUUUUAACAAACAAAAUCUCAUCUUUUGGCUCCUAGACUGCUUUUCGUCGCAUUACUGUGUCUUUCAUUACAUUAGUGAUUGAUUGGACUAAUGUGGUACCCUACUAAAACACUGACAAAAAAAGUAGUAUUUCACAAACAGCUAUAUUUUUUUAAACUAUAUUUUAUAAAGUUUUUACAUUUAAGAAAAACAUACAAAUAACACUAGAGCAAAAGCAAUGAUGUAUAAAUGCACUAUACAACAAAACUAUCAAAAAAUUGAAAGAAGAGAAAAAUAAGUGAAUAAAGAUAAAAAUGAUUAAAAAAAUAAUAAUAAUACAAGUAAAAAAUAAAUAAAUAAAAAAACAACUAAAAAAAGUAGCAGUAGUGACUUGAGGACCUCAAGUUAUAACAACAUUCUCAUCCUCCAAAAAUUCCAAAAAAAGGUUACAAACAGCAAUAUUUAUUUUCCUUUGUGAUUUUUUUUUGUUGAUAUUUUACUUGUUGUGUUUUUGUGCUUAAGUAGCCUAUAACAGCUUUUUUUUCAUGUAUUAAAAUGUUUUUGGUGGCCAAAAACAAUUGUUUGAGCUCCAUGAAAAUUUUAUUUACUGAUUUUUCUGUUUCUCUUCUGCUUCUUUCUGCUCCCAAACUGCUUUUCAUCGCAUUACUGUGUCUUUUAUUAAAUUAGUGAUUGAUUGGACUGAUGUGGUAGCCUACUAAACACUGACAAAAAGGGUAUUGAACUCAAUGAAAAACUUUUAACUUAUUUUUGUGUUUCGUUAGAUAUUUUAUUAUUAAAAAUCCAUUUGUUGUAAGCUUUUAAGUCCACUUGAUAAGCUUGAACCUUUUUUUUUCGCCCUUUUCCGUCGCCAGGCGUCGCUGUGGAUUUCUGAGCACGCUUUUCACAUACCAAAAUCUCGCACAAAACCGCGAGGUUUCCAAAUCACGUUCCUCUUUCAACUAGCCUCCAAGAUGGUAGGUGCUAUCCUGUAUCCCUGUGCUUUGAAAUUCGGUUAAAUCUAUGUCCAUCCUUGUUCAGUUACACAGCAAACUGCCAUCCGAUGGUGGCUUACAUUUCAGUUAUCCCACACAGUCACCAUCUGGACGUUUUUAUCGUGACUUGUUGAUAGUUUGAGUAUUUCAGACCGGUUUAGUGUGAGUGAGCCCGGCUCUGUAGGGCCCGUCGUGAAAGCAGCAGUUACCCAGAAAACUCUGAAUUAACCGCGAACAUAAAACUUUAAAGCCGAUGAAUAAGGAUCAAGUGUUAUUUUCCUAAGGACUGUGUCUAGUCCGUUGGUGCAUUUGUAUUUCUAUGAAGUCAGCCGGUAAUAAGAGAGAGCAGUUAGCAUUAGCCUCCGAUAAUGUUAGGCAGCAUGAAGUGAAGGUGUCACAACGUGGAAAGUCUACACAGCGUUAUGUUAUUAAAAUAAACACUGUCUGUGAACUUCUGCAUUCUGGCGCAAAUCCAUUCUUCAGUGUUAAAGUUGACAGUGUAUAUAUUAAUACGAAACGGUCACCUGUCUGAGGUAGCAGUUAGCUUCUUCACUGUCUUGUUCACUUCAGUCAUUUUAACUAAAUUCUCCUCUGACAGCCAACCAAGAAGACCAAGACCAGGAAGCUCCGAGGACAUGUCAGCCACGGACAUGGUCGCGUCGGUGAGUAUGAUUAUGUGUCCUCUUUUAAAAGUCUAAUGUAGAUGAGCAGUGAUCAAACCCUCUGUAAUUAUAAUAAAUGGUUAAUCUGAACUUGUCCACCCACAGGUAAGCACAGAAAGCAUCCUGGAGGUCGUGGUAAUGCUGGUGGUAUGCAUCACCACAGAAUCAACUUCGACAAAUAGUAAGUUCAGCAUGGCAUGAAAGUCUGAUGUGGUCACCGAAUCCAUGAGUUUACAUCUGUCCACAAGUUUGAGUUUGCUGUGAUGGUCAGAAUUGGCUGCUGAUGGUUGACAAUAAGCUUGUUUCCCAGAUGUUGCUAUGUUUCUUCUUUGUUUUUGUCAGAUCAUGUUUUAUCAUGCAAGAUUUCUGUCUUGGAGGACUAGAUUCUAGAUCGGUGGUUGAACAGAAUAGUUUUUGUGUGGUGUGCUGUGUUGAGAUUAUCGGAGCACACCACCAAGUACGAAAACUGUUUAAUUCCCGAUGUAAAAAAAGAUUUAAAAAAUUGCUUCAGAUUUAAAAAAUCCUUGUGUGUACCUCGCUUAAGCAUAUUUGUGGUACUCUUUGCUCUGUGCUGGUUCUUCAAUGUUAUCAGGUGGUUAUAUAUGAGUAGAAAAUUAAGCUCUUAUUUAGGUUUUUGUUUAUAUACAAUGGCAGCAGGAGUCAAUCACUGAGUACGUUUACAUGACAUUCAAAAAAACAGAAUUAUUGUCUUAUUCCGAUUAAGACUGGACAACUGAAGUGCAUUUAAACACCUUAGUUCGACUCCGAUUAUUGUCGGAUAACUCAGAUCAAAACACCCAGAUAUUGCAAUCGGAAAUCGACUUUCUCUACCAGGUAACCAGCGUAGUCUGAGUUUGAUAAGACAAUGCAUGUGGGUGGGCGUGCCCCCCACCCUAGUAACCAAGAACAAAAACACCAGAGAAGAGGAGUAUUGCGCACCUCAUCUGUAGAAAAAGUAGUGCAUACAUCAAGUAUGACAAAACCAAUGGUGUAAGACGCUCCAUCCUGUUGCUCGAAAAUGCCCAGCAGCAGUUGUAGACACUUCUGACAUCUGGCACGGAUCUGCUGUUGUUGUUGUUGACAAUUGCCUGACCACAACAUGUUACCUCUGUACCAUCUGUAUUGUUUCUCUAGAGCACAGGGACAUAGAGACUAGAGUCUCAUCUUGGCAUAAAUCAUUGUCUUGGUGUGCUUGAGUCCUCUUAGAGUGAAGACUGGUCCUAUUCACCGACUGGCUUUUUGUAGGCCAGUCAGCCACAUGGGCAGUUACAGACUGUUAUGUUGAUCUUACUGUGUUAUUUCCUCACCGUGCAUAUUUUGUCUCUGUGUUUAAGUGCCUUUUUUUUUUUUUGUCUUGAUCCCAACCCUGGAUUAACCUUUCCUCUGUCCCUCUUUUGUGACUCCUCAGCCAUCCUGGGUACUUCGGUAAGGUGGGUAUGAGACAUUACCACCUGAAGAGAAACACAACCCACUGUCCCACCAUCAACCUGGACAAGCUGUGGACCCUGGUGAGCGAGCAGACCAGGCUGAACUACAGCAAGAAGCCAGAGGGACCCGCCCCCAUCAUUGAUGCUGUGCGCGCUGUAAGUGUUCCCCCAGGUUUCAGGCCGAUUUAUUUGCAAACACCCUCUUCGCUCAGGCCUGAUGCUUUCCUAGAGACAGAAGACAUAAGUGUGGCUCAAAGUCUGUGAUUAAAGAGAUUGUUAACCUGGUCUGGUUACCAGUGGAGAGAAACUCUUUGCUUUUGCCUGUUGUGUAUUUAUCCAUAGAAAACUCCGGCUAGUAGUUGCUGUUUUUUCUGGGCAGUUGCCUGGAUUUAAGAAUCAGAAAAUAUGUGCCAAAACCUGUGUGACCUGUAGUUUUGAUCAAGGUAACUGCAUUAAUCUUAUUGCCUGUAAUACAAGUAAACACCAGAUUAAACAGCGAUAAAAAUGAUACACUCUUGAAGCAACUUUUACAAAUAUGGUUAACAAAAACUGAAGUUGUCAUGGUGAACAUGAGCAGAAUUAUUAUUCACUCUAAGGUUGAUAAAAUCAGGACUUUUUAUUAGCAGAAGGGGUUGAUCUUUAAAGAUGGCACCCAUGACUCUAUAUUUAAUUGAAAGUCAUGUUGCUUUUAUACUCUGAGACCCUUUGGUGGUUGAGAGUUGGCAUCAUUUGUGUAAAUAGGACAGUGUUUUAGUUGCUCAGAUGUAUCAUGGUUCAUACUUCAGAUGGACGUGUCUUUGGCUUGCUCUUAUGUUUGUAUAUUUAUGCAGUUUAAGUCUUAUUAUUAUUAUUAGAAUUACAGUUUCCUCUCUUUGGUUUAGCUCGUGUAUUUUUCUUUUUGCAUUGAAACACACGACAUUGGACCUGUGUGUCGAUUUUGCAGGAAAAUCUUCAUUUUUACUUUCUUGAAUAAAAACUUCGAUACCUUUUUUUUAAAAUGCACUUCUACACAUUUGUUUCUGGGGGUUUAAUUAAAAUCACAAAGUUUAACUUAAACCAACCUGGAAGUAAUGAGACAGUGGCAUUAUUUCAGACGAAUAGACUGUAGGUUUUGUAAAUGGUUAUAUCUGGUUGAACUCAUCCUGUUCUUGAUUUCUUCUCAGGGCUACUACAAAGUCCUGGGCAAAGGCAAACUGCCCAAACAGCCCGUGAUCGUCAAGGCCAAGUUCUUCAGCCGAAGGGCCGAGGAGAAGAUCAAGGAAGUGGGAGGAGCCUGUGUGCUGAUGGCAUAAUGAUCCUGUCAUUGUGUUUUUGCAGAAAUAAAAUGUAUAAAUGGGAAUGUUGUUUGUCAUUUCUGACUUUUACAUCUGCAUUAUUGUAUUUCACAUAACAGCUGUGGUUUGUGCUGGAUGCUGAGCAGAAAUCCCACUACUGCUCAUUGCAUUCAUAUUCUAUUUCGUACAGAUUAUAUAUACCGUAUUUUUCGCACUAUGAGGCGCACCAUCGCUUAACGCGUCUAUUUUCAUACAUAAAGCACCCGGGAUUAUAAAGUGCAUUAAGUCAAACAAAACAGUCGGAUAAGUCAAACUUUAUUUAACUUAUUCAGGAACUCUGCGAGGCUACAGUAGCUGCAGUGCUCCAGCAAGCCAGACAGAUUUUAAGUGUGCCUUAUAGUGCGGAAAAUACGGUACACAUGGCAAUUGACCAAGUAGUCUUUCAUGGGAGAUGCACAGCUGUAGGCAUCGUAACUCUUGCCUUGGGGCAGCUUAAAGUUUUUUCAUCCAGUGACAUUUGAAUCUCAUUUGGUAUCUUGGGUUUGGAGAUGAUUCAAAAAUGCAGAGUUCUUGCCCUUGCUUUGACGGACAUUAAGUCCAUUGUGUUAGAAAUGUGGCAACACUAGAAACAAAUGAAAAUGCUGUGAACCAAGGUGAAAAAGUAGAGACCAAAAAUGUUUAUUUGUCAAUAUUUGUAAUUUCUCAGGACCAAAAUUAUUAAUCUUUUUUUGGAAACAUUUAAAAAAAAAAAAACAAUUUCUACCUGAACAGUCUGACCAAUAAAUCUUUCAGCUGUUCACUUAUAUUUGAUAUAUUGGAAACGGAGACGCCUGACAAAUUAAAUAUAAUUGUGCACAGUUAA
Xyrichtys novacula (pearly razorfish) is the source of this 74990-nucleotide messenger RNA. The record is from the annotation of a GenBank genome assembly. Lineage: Eukaryota; Metazoa; Chordata; Actinopteri; Labriformes; Labridae.